This is a messenger RNA of Brassicogethes aeneus, 50317 nucleotides long. Lineage: Eukaryota; Metazoa; Arthropoda; Insecta; Coleoptera; Nitidulidae. The record is from the annotation of a GenBank genome assembly.
AUGGACGAAACUCUCAAGCAACAUACAGAUACUGAAUUCAUACAAUUAACUGAAAUUGAAGAUGUAACUGAAGAGAAGCCAAAAACUUGGCGUAAACCAAAAGAGACAAAAAAACCAGAAGAAGUUAUUGUACCUGAGGAUAAACCUAAAUCAAUUGAUUCGGUUAAACCUGAAGAGGUAAAGAAACCUAAAGAAGAAUUAGCUAAACCAGCGGAACCCAUUCCAUGGAACAAACAAGAAAUACAACUUAAGAAAACUGAAAAACAUAGAAAGGAAGCCAUUAAAGAAAAUAUUGAACAAGUUGAAUUAAAAUCAACUAGGCGUUUAAGUAAAACUCAAGAAGAAAAAACAAUAAUGGACGAAACUCUCAAACAACAUACAGAUGAUACUGAAUUCAUACAAUUAACUGAAAUUGAAGAUGUAACUGAAGAGAAGCCAAAAACUUGGCGUAAACCAAAAGAGACAAGAAAACCAGAAGAAGUUAUUGUACCUGAGGAUAAACCUAAAUCAAUUGAUUCGGUUAAACCUGAAGAGGUAAAGAAACCUAAAGAAGAAUUAGCUAAACCAGCGGAACCCAUUCCAUGGAACAAACAAGAAAUACAACUUAAGAAAACUGAAAAACAUAGAAAGGAAGCUAUUAAAGAAAAUAAUGAACAAGUUGAAUUAAAAUCAACUAAACGUUUAAGUAAAACACAAGAAGAAGAAACAGUAAAGGACGAAACUCUCAAGCAACAUAAAGAUGAUACUGAAUUCAUACAAUUAACUGAAAUUGAAGAUGUAACUGAAGAGAAGCCAAAAACUUGGCGUAAACCAAAAGAGACAAAAAAACCAGAAGAAGUUAUUGUAACUGAGGAUAAACCUGAAUUAAUUGAUUCAGUUAAACCUGAAGAAAAGCCACAAACUUGGCGUAAACCAAAAGAGACAAAAAAACCAGAAGAAGUUAUUGUAACUGAGGAUAAACCUAAAUCAAUUGAUUCGGUUAAACCUGAAGAGGUAAAGAAACCUAAAGAAGAAUUAGCUAAACCAGCGGAACCCAUUCCAUGGAACAAACAAGAAAUACAACUUAAGAAAACUGAAAAACAUAGAAAGGAAGCUAUUAAAGAAAAUAUUGAACAAGUUGAAUUAAAAUCAACUAAACGUUUAAGUAAAACUCAAGAAGAAGAAACAGUAAAGGACGAAACUCUCAAGCAACAUACAGAUGAUAUUGAAUUCAUACAAUUAACUGAAAUUGAAGAUGUAACUGAAGAGAAGCCAAAAACUUGGCGUAAACCAAAAGAGACAAAAAAACCAGAAGAAGUUAUUGUAACUGAGGAUAAACCUGAAUUAAUUGAUUCAGUUAAACCUGAAGAAAAGCCACAAACUUGGCGUAAACCAAAAGAGACAAAAAAACCAGAAGAAGUUAUUGUUACUGAGGAUAAACCUAAAUCAAUUGAUUCGGUUAAACCUGAAGAGGUAAAGAAACCUAUAGAAGAAUUAGCUAAACCAGCGGAACCCAUUCCAUGGAACAAACAAGAAAUACAACUUAAGAAAACUGAAAAACAUAGAAAGGAAGCUAUUAAAGAAAAUAUUGAACAAGUUGAAUUAAAAUCAACUAAACGUUUAAGUAAAACUCAAGAAGAAGAAACAAUAAUGGACGAAACUCUGAAGCAACAUACAGAUGAUACUGAAUUCAUACAAUUAACUGAAAUUGAAGAUGUAACUAAAGAGAAGCCAAAAACUUGGCGUAAACCAAAAGAGACAAUAAAACCAGAAGAAGUUAUUGUAUCUGAGGAUAAACCUGAAUCAAUUGAUUCGGUUAAACCUGAAGAGGUAAAGAAACCUGAAGAAGAUGAUACUGAAUUAAUACAAUUAACUGAAAUUAAAGAUGUAACUGAAGAGAAGCCAAAAACUUGGCGUAAAUCAAAAGAAACAAAAAAACCUGAAGAUGUUAUUGUAACUGAGGAUAAACCCAAAUCAAUUGAUAUUAAUGAACAGCAUAUAGUGGAAGAAAAGUCGUGGAGAAGGCCAAGAAAAGAUAAACCCAUACAAGAACCAGCAGAACAAGUAAGAAGACCAUCUGUUCCGUGGACUGAAGAAGCAAUUACUCUUAAGAGAACCCCUAAGGUACCAAAGCAACCAGAAGAAACUAAAACCAUUGACCUUGGUUCUGAAAGGAGACUAUCAGAAACUAUUGUUCCUUGGACUCAAGAAGCCAUAACACUCAAAAAGACAACUAAAGUUCCUAAGCAACCUGAAUCUGCAGAAAUAGAAACAGUAGAUUUAAAACCAGUUAAAAAAAUUACUAUUGAAGAAGUCACGCCCCUUGAGUCAGAAGUCGUCGAAAUUGGCCAAACACAAAAAGAAAAGACAAAGAAAAUUAAAAAGGAAAAACACGCAAAGAAGGAAGAUGAAAUUGUAAAAGAAAAAGAUGAAGUAUCUGAUUCUCAACCAGUUGGUGAAAUAACUGAGACUCCAGAAUCUGUUAUUGUAGAAACAGUUACAGAAGUAGAAGAUACCAUAGUUCUAAAGCCAUUGGAAGAAGACAUUUCUCCAAAAGCUCCCAAGCAAAUUAAACCAAAAUUGAUGGUAAAAGAAGAGUUAGAGGAAAUUUCAUUUGACAAAAUAAAACUUAAACCAACACCAAAAGGUAAAAAGCCUGAAGCGCAGGAAGGAUUUGAAACAGUUACUCUUAAACAAAUCCCUGAUGAAUCUCAGGAAGCUAAAGUUAUUGAGUUAAGAAGGGAUAAAAAGAUUAAGCGCAGAAAAGAUAUAGAUAUACCUGAUAUAGAGGAUGCAGACGAAUAUGUACCUGAAGUCGCUGAAAAAAUUGAAAUUGAAGAGAAACCAAAAGAAAUUGAGGACAAACCUGGUACUCCAUGGCGUCGUGAAUCUAAGAAAAAGCCUGAAGUACCCGAGGAAGAAAAACCUAGGAUUAAAAUAGGAAAAGGAAAAGUACCACAAGAAGAAGAAACACCAGAAAAAAUUAAGCUUAAGCCAGUUAAAAAAGAUAAACCAGAAACUAUUGAACAUAUUGAAAAAUCUAAGCCAAUAAAAUUGGAAGAUGGAGAAUUUAAACCCAAAGAAUUUGAAAAACCAGACUUUUCUCCAAAAAAAGAAAAAGAAAUGAAGAAACCCAAGGUCGAAGAACCGAAAGAAGAAAUUAUUCCUGAUAAGGAACCUAAGGAGGAAGAACUCGUACCAGAAGUUAAAACACCAUGGAGACGCACCCCAAAACCCAAAACUGAGGAAACUCCUCUUGAAAAGGAUUGGCCUAAAGGUAAAAGAAAACCCAAAGAAGAACCAGAAAAGGAUACAAUUGCUCUAAAACCAAUCAAGAAAGAAAAGGAAGAAGGACCUGUGGAAAAGGUAGUAAUCGAGGAAGUUAAAUCUGAAAUUCCCUACGAAGUCCCAGUAAACGAUUUUGACGACACUAUAAAAUUAAAAAUACCAGAAGAUACUAAACCAGAAGAACAAGCUAAAACAAAAUCUUGGAGAAGAGGAAAGAAACCAGUAAAAACUCCUGAAGAGGUGAAAGCAGAAGAUACUACCCCUGUCUUUGAAGAAGAGACUUCAACUAGCUUUGAAGAAGAGAAACCCAAACUUGUACCAACUCAGGUUAAAGAUACAAUUGUUGAGGUAUCUGAACAACCUGAGGUAGUUUCACAAUUUACAAUGAAAGAAAAGAAAAAGAAGACAACAAAAAUUGUGUCUAAACCAGAAGAGCAACCAGUUGAAGAAAAUAUUGAAGAAUAUACUAAAGAAACCGAUGUUAAAUUUAGCUCCAAAAAAGUACCCACUAAACAAACCCGACCUGCACCAUUCAAUGAGAAUCAGCCGUUACCGGAAUUGGAAAUAAUUUCAGAAAAAAGGUUGACUGAGAUAAGUGAUAAGGUACCCGACGAAAAUGUUACAGAAGAUAUUGAACUUGAUGAAAAUAAAAUAGUAAGAAAAUCAAUUGUACAAAAGACAAUAGGAGAAAGAGUAAUCAAAAAAACAGUUGCUCCGAAAUUUACCCAGCGUGUUGAGCCUGUUGCCGUAGAAAAAGAUAAGCCCACUAAACUAAUUUGUAAAGUUACGGGAAAUCCAUUCCCAGAAAUUACAUGGUACAAAAAUGAAAAGAUUUUCCAUGCAACUGAAAGGGUUACAAUUAAUAUUGUUGAAGAUGUAGUUACAUUAGAAUUUUCCAAGGUAGAACCACAAGACGUCGCUAUAUAUUCUUGCAGAGCCACCAACUCAGCAGGAGUAGCAACUUCAACAGCAAAUAUUGUUAUAUUAGAAAAAGAGGAAACUGGAGAUGCUCCUCGUUUUAUCGUACCAUUAAAGCCAAAAAUAGUAGAGGAAAAAUCAAAAGCAAUAUUGGAAUGUACAGUUGUUGGAUCACCUACUCCCAAUGUAAAAUGGUAUAAGGAUGACAAAGAAAUUAUAUCCACAGCAACACGUAAAUUAAGUUAUAAUUCAGAAACAGGAUUAGCAACCCUCGAAAUAUUGGAACCAACAGCUGAAGACGAAACAAUAUUUAAAGUUAAGGCUGAUAAUAAAUUUGGCAAGGCUGAAUGCCGUGCAAAUCUUGUCAUUUCCAAAUCGGUUGUAGUGACGCAGCCUAUUGUAAUGCAGGCGCCUUACAUUUCCAAACCUGUUAAAGCGACUAUAGCCAAAUCUAAUGAAGAUAUUGUACUUGAAGCUGAUUAUGAAGGUGUUCCAACACCAGAAAUAACAUGGCUAAGAAAUGGAAAGCCUUUAGACAAAGAUAAUUAUGAUAUUACAGUUAAGGACAAAAAGAGUGUCUUGAAAAUCAAAAAGAAAACCAAAUCAAAACAAAAAUCAGGAAAAUAUGAAAUUGUCGUUAAAAAUCCCAAGGGCGAAGCUCGCUCUUCAGGAACGGUAGUAAUUUCUGAAGAAACCACGGAAGCUCAACCUCCAAGGUUUAUAGAGCCAAUUAAACCACAAAUUGUAGCUGUGGGUGAUAAUGUUAUCUUAGAAGCAACAGUAGAGUCUUAUCCCACGGCAACCUUUGAAUGGUACUGUCAGUCUUUACCCAUUACUUCUUCUCCUGAUGUAAGGGUUGUAUCAAUAGCAAAUAAAUCAGUUUUACUUAUAAAAGAAGUAACACCUGAAUUUACGGGGCUUAUAACUGUAAGGGCUGAAAAUGCAGUCGGUUCAGUUACCUGUACAUCAACUUUGGAAGUUAUAGAGGAAACUGAAUGGGAGGAAACAAGAGAACUUGAAUAUCCAAGGUUUGUUAGAAGGUUAUCUCCUGUCAGGGUAAUGGAUGGAGAAAAAGUUACAUUUAGUUGCGUGGUUGUCGGUAAACCAAUUCCUAAUGUUCAGUGGUAUCACAAUGAUACUCCUGUAAAUGAAGCUAAAGAUGUCGUAAUUUAUCAAGACUCGGAAGGAGUUUGCAGCUUGGCAAUAUCUGAAGUAUUUCCAGAAAACGCAGGAGAAUAUACUUGUAGGGCAGUUAAUAAAAUUGGUGAAUCUAUUUGUAAAUCAUCUCUAAUUGUUGAAGCUUACGAAUAUGUUCCCGAUUCAGAAUUAGGUCACAUGACUGGAUCUGAAGAAGACUUAUUAGCUGAUAAGACUAUAACUGAAGAUGAUACUUUGGAUAUAUUGUCAGAUACUGAAUUUGAAUCUGUACCUAAAAUAACAAAAAAACUUCCUCAAAUAAUUAAUACUAAAAAUGGAGAUGUUACAAGAUUGGAAGUCCAAGCCAUUGGAAAACCAAAACCGUCUGGAAAAUGGCUUAAACAUGGGGAAGAGAUUAUUCCUUCCAAUGAGUUCCUUAUAGAAAAUUAUGAGGAUGGAACAUCGGUUUUAACUAUUUCAGAAGUUUAUCCUGAUGACACCGGAGAUAUAGUAUACGAAGCACAAAACCCACUUGGAGUAGCAGUAACUACAACACAACUGAUAGUUGAAACUGCAGAAGGAAUUUUGGGUACAAAGGAAUAUAGAAAACCUGAAUGGGUGACCCAUAUGGAAGAAUUACAAGUUGCGCUAAAAGGUAAUUCAAAAGAGGAAUGUUCACUGCCGCAUGCUUAUUCGUGUGAUAGCUUAGAAACUUUAAAUUUUAAAAAUAAUAAAUCUGAAGGUAAGGUAUUUAUAAAUUCUGUUUCGUCGAUCGAAGAAGACAAAACACCGUUUUACAUAAGCCAAGAUGUCCAAAUUCAGGAAUCUUCCACCCUUUCAAAUGUAUCUAUUCAAAGUGAGCCAACAAAUCAUUCAAAGGACAAAGUGGAAUUUAUACAAUCAGCCAUGACUAACUAUCUUAAUUCACACAGACAUUCGCUUAGUUCUGUAAUGGAACUAAUCGACUUAAGCGAAAGAAACAAAUUAUCUUCCAAAUAUGAGAGUUUUGAUGAAGUAAAUUAUGAUUUGGAUAACGAUUACAAAAAACACGAAUUUCUAAUUUCUGACGACGAUGUUCAAAUUUAUGAAGAAAGUGAAUCUACUGAAUGCAUAGAACCUUUUUACAUUUUAUCUCCCAUCGAAGAAAAAAGCGAACCAUCAACUAGAAGCAGCAGCUUUAGAGGAAGCAAUGGAUCAGACAAAAAGAAAAUAGUACCCGAAGUAACUUUAACCAAAUACUCCAGUUCUUGCACCUCUAUUCCAAGUAAAGUUGUGGAAAAAGAAUACUUACCUGACAAAUGUCAAACUUUUCCGAGAGUAAAAAACGAAUCUCCAUCCAAAGCUAAAAUAAGUUAUCAGACGUACUAUAAUGAUAAUGCCAUGUUUCCUCUAGAACCUCGGGAGCUUGAUCCAAGUGCUUUUUUUCAAUUACAUACCGCUGACAGUCAAGAAGAGUUGCAAGAAUUUUUGUUACUUGAAAGCGAAUGUAUCAGUGACAACAGAGGUCGAGGCCUUGCGACUGCUUUUCUUUCUGAAAAUGCCGAGUUUAAUUCCAAUACAUCAUUAAGCAAAGCUGCACAAAGUGCUCCAACAUUUGUUCAAGAAAUGACCGAUAUAAGAACAACUCAAGCUGAAACAAUUAAGUUCGAAUGUCUAUUUUCUGGAACGCCCCAGCCAGAUAUUAUAUGGUAUCAUAAUGAUAAAAUCGUUAGAAAUACUGAUAAAUUGAAAAUACGCAUAGAAGACAACAAAUCAACAUGUACGAUUUCGGAAGUUGAUACCGAACAUGUGGGCACUUACGUUUGCAAGGCAGUAAGUGAUAUUGGGUUUGCAACCACAAAAGGAAAACUUUACGUACAGGAAAUACCAGAAUCAAAGAGAAAGUCAAUUCUAGAAAGAGUAACAAAAGAAAAAGAAGAAACGAUAAGACAAGAAAAAAUAAAAAUGGAAAAGAAGCGCGAAGAAAGAAGAAAGAAACGCGGCGGAUCAAUUACUAUUGAAGAACAACCGACCGAAACUACUGAGGAAAUAAGCGAGACAACUGUUAAAAAAGAGAAAAUUAAACCAAAACUGGACAUUAAAGAACCAGUGCAAGUUGAAUCUGUUGCAUCGUCGAAGAAAGUUGAUAAGCCUAUCCCUGAGGUGCCUGAAGAAAAGGCGACAGAGCUUCUUUCGCCAUUGGAACCUACAUACUCUGAACAAGUUCAACUCGAAGAAACCAUUAAAGAUUUGGAAAAGAUAAUACCAAAGGACCAAAUUGCCAAAACAGAUAUUGAAAAAGUCGUGAGAGAAUUUGCAGAAAUAUCCGAAGUUAAACUCGAAGAAAUAAUCGAAAGAUGUCAAACUAUAAUUAAAAAAGGCGAAAUUAAAAUGGCUAAAGAAGUAACACAAAUCCUUGAACUUAUUAAAGCUAAUGAAUUUGGGCCAGGUGAAAAACCUCUAAGAGAAAUAGCAGAGAUCGGUUAUUUACUAAGAAACGGGAUAACCGUUAAGGAAGUAACAAUUUUGUAUGAUGACGAUAAAUUUACUUCCUUAAAGUCACCUCAGGCUCAAUCGGCUUUGGUUAACGUAGUUGAGAGGAAAGGAUAUGGACCUCUUAUUUCAGAAGUACUUACAGAAGAAACUACAAUUGAUGAAAGUCAAUUAGCUGCCACUGUUGGAUUUAGAGCUUUCAUGAAAAUGGUUGAAAAUAAUUACGUUACAAUUGAAGAAGUGAUUACACAUUUUACACCAGAAGAUUUUAUUCAAAGAGCAUGGGAAUCAACUGAAGCUACUGAGAUUAUUAAACCAACAUUUACUGAGAUGGUAACAAUAAAAGAGGAAGUUGAAGUUUUGGAAGAUACCACCAAAAUAACCAAGAAAAAGAUUAAAAUAAAAGAAGAAAUUACCGAAAAUCUUCAAGUUGAAGAAGAGAGAACUGCAAGGAAAAAAGAUGGUACUACACAACCAAAGACUACAGAAAUUAUUGAAGAAGUAACUGAAAUCACAAAAUUACCCGUUGAUAAACAAGAUACCGAAAGAAAGUCUAUUGCAAAAGUAAAGAAAACUAAACAUAUUAAAGAAAAAGUUAUAAUUAAAACUGAAGAUGAAAAACAAAUAGUACAGCCGACAGUUGUGGAAGCAAUAGAAGAAAAUGAAGAAAUUACUUUUGAAAUAAAACCCUCAGAAGAAAUUGUUCGGCAAGAAAUUCCUGUUAACACUUCUGGUCAAUACUCUGAAGCUUUUGUUACGGAUCAAAUAGCACUUACAGGUAAAACGGAUGCUUCAGCAACAGCAGACGUAAUUAUAAAUCCCCAUUCUGCAAUUAUCGAAGAAAACGUUUUGGAUCAUGAAAAAGAAGAAAUUACUGAAGAAAAACCAACAGUAACCACAACAGCAAAACCAUCACUUGAUACUGUCCAAGCUUAUGAAACAUUUCAACAGCAAGUUCACGAUAUUCCCGAAUUAUUUGAUAAAGAAUUUAAGCCUAAGGAAUCUUUUGCAAAUUCAGAGGUAAUUACAAAGGACUAUGUAACUAUUCAGGAAACUCAAACUCAAGAUAACACCAUACAAUUUGACAAGGAAGAAGUCAAAUCAAAAAUUAUACAAGAAUCUUAUCAGCCACAUGAAGCUAAAAAUGUAUUAGAAGUAGAAACAGCCACUAAAGAAGUUCCGUUAAUUCCUUUAGAUAUAGAUACACAUAAUGCAGCAUUACUUAAUACAGCUGUCCUAAAUUCAGAAGCUAUUAUGUCAGGCAAUGUUGUUCAAAAUAAUGAAAAUAUUUUAAUGGGUAAUGCUAAUGUUGAACUUCAACCUCACUCUGCGGUGAUUCAACAGCAAACAAUCGUACAGGAAAAGGAAGAUGAGUAUAAAAAACAAAGUACAAUAGGUUAUUCUGCUACUAAAAUAUUAGACACGCUCGAAGCACUUGAAAUAUCAGACGUUAAUUAUCAAAAUAAAUCAGAGGAUUUAAAUUUAAGUUUUCCUUCAGAUACAGCAAAUGCCUUAAGAAAUAUUAUUCCUAAUGAAGGUUUAAUUGUUCAAGAGAUUGAAUCAGGCGACCUUCCAUCCAACAUAACACAUAAAGAAACCUUAAAUGUUCUGGCUAGAGUAUCUAUUGGAGAGCUUGAAGCUACAAAAGUCUCAGAAGUUGAAAUUUCCGAUAAAGAACAGAGUCUUGAACAAUUUACUAAACCAUCUGGCGUAAAAGGUAUUAGUUCAUUUACAACUAAAGAAAGUGUAAAUGUAGAGGAAAUUCAUGAGGCCUUAUUUGAAGACAAAUUGGAAAUAAACAAACCAAAAUUGGCUCAAUCCAAAUUGAAAAUGGACGUUAACGAGUCGCUUAUAGUUGAUGAAGUGUUAUCUGAAAUAAGGCCAGGUGUUUAUACUACUACAGUAGAGUCACAACAAGGGCAUAAAGAUAUAGAAGAAUCAGAAAUAAUCAAACAAGUUGCUAGUAUGACUAUUUUAUCAAAUGAGCCUCUUGUUUCGCAGUCAAUAAUUCCCACAGAAUCAGAAUCAGAGUACAAGGAGAGUGAACAACCCAGUUUAGGCCAGGCAUUUACAAUGAUUAACUGCUUGGAAAUAGGGGGAAAUACAACAGUUACUGCUCAGGAAUCUGAAGGCAUAUUACCAACUGAUGCUAAGCCUACCCAGGUAUUAGCAAAUAUUAAUGUCAGACCAAGCGAAUCUAUAAGCGUCACAGAAAUAAAUACAAGCGAUACACCUUAUGAUUUUACAGAUAAAUUGAAAUAUAAAACAGAUCAGGCAGAUGUUCAGAUAUCUAGCCAAGAAGCUCAAAGUGUUACUAUAAUUAGGGCAGAGGAAAAAGAAAUGAUGUUAAUACAAGAACAACCUAAUAUACAAACUGCAGAACCAACAAUGAGUAAGUUAAAAGAAGAAAUUGAAAUAAGCGAAUCUGGAAUUUUGGAGAGGGAAAAACAAUUAGAAUUGUUUGAACUUCCAGAAUCCCAUAAAAGCAAAUCGACUACAAGUCAUAUGCUGUCAAUAGGAGUAACAGAACAAACGAUACCGGAUUAUAAAACAGAACAACUUGAUGUUCAAGUUACCGACAAGGGUAUAGCUAAAAUUGAACAACCACAUUUAACAGAGACAGUAGUUUUAGAAACGAUGAUUAGUGAAAAUACUAAAGAACAUAAGGCACAAAAGGCUGACGAAAAAACAGCAGUAGUCGUUUUACCACAAGCAGAAAGUAUAACUGUCUCCGAGGUAGUUACCGAUGAUAAGGAGAAGCCUUACAAAAUUGGUGAUUCACCGGCCGGUCAAAAGGCAUCCGUUGAUUUUGAUGUAAAGAAAAUUGCUUGUCAAACCGUUGUUCAAGCUAAUAUAGCAACUGAUAAGUUAACCAUUUCUUCACCUAACCUAGAACAAGCAGUUACAGCGCAAAGUGUUUUGGAAGGGGUUCAAAUUACACAAUGUGAACUUGGCGAGAGAGAGUCAGAUUUUACAAAUGUGGCUGAUAAGGAAGAAAAAACUGCUUUAAUAGAAUUAACAAACUCACAUGUGGGAGCUAACAUAUCGCAAAUUAUAACAAAUGAAAAGGAAGGAGAACUUUCGGAAACAAAUAAACCUUCACAAGGUUUAGCUUCUUCCACUAUAUGUUCUCAGGAAGUAAUUUUGCAAUCUGAAAUAGAAACUGUAGUUCAUGCUGAUAAUAUAGAACCCGAAGAACUUGUAACUGGAAAAGCUAAAAAAUAUGCUCGCCCACAAGAAGAACUAAUAGUAACCGAAACAAAUGUCAUCGAAGUAGAAAAACAAUUAAAACCCGAUACUUUCCCUUAUAAAAAACAAGCCAAUGUGGAUAUAUUACCUGGUCAUGAAUUAUCCGUGACGGAAAUUGUAACUGACGAUAAAGAAGAAAUUUUAAGUGUAACGGAACCAAUUCAAUCUCAGGCAAAUAUAGACGUUAAUGAAACUCAAGUCGCAAUUAAUGAAAUAACUAUAAGUAAUACUGAGCCAGGAAAUUAUACACGCGUAUCACCAGAAAAGUACGUAGUAGUACCUCAACAAGACGUGUCACAUUCUGUUAUUCAAACUCAAUUUAUUACGGGUGAAAAAGAAUCAAAUACCUCUGCUGAUGUUAAACCUGAUUUGAAACAAGUAAAUGUUAGCUACUUAGAAUCUGAAAGUUUAAAAGUUACUGAAGUUUUAUCAGACGAUAAGGAAAAUGUAUUAAAAAUUCCAACCAUACCAGAUAGUAUUACAGGAAGUCCUUCUAUAUCAACACAUAAAGUUGCAUCUAAGGAAAUAACCUUAGUCGAUGAGUCUGUAUCAAAAAUACCUACGAGCGAUCAAACAUCGGGAGUAGCAGAAACAAUUUGCGAUACAUUAAACAGUGUUAUUACAUCUGAAUCAAUUAUCUCUGAAAAAGAAUCAAACUUUGAACAAAAUAAACCAUCUGAAAAAUUUGCCAGCAAUGACUAUGAGCUAGGUGUUGAAGUUUCGGUAACAUCUAUAACAACAGCGGACAAAGAAAGUCAUUUUGAUAAAGUGGAUGUUAAUUAUGCAUCUGCAGAUAUUCAAAUUUUGUCAGAAAAUGAAAUUCAAAUUAAAGAAACCAUUUCUAAUGAUACAUUAACCAGCUUAGCCGAUUUCAAACAUGUUCCAGCAAAUGCAAUAAGGUCCCAAAUGGAACUAAAAGCUUUGUCUAAUACCGAAACAAUAGUUGGCGAAUCUGAAAUGAACUUAAAUAAAAAAGAAACCCCGAUUUCUCAAAAAGUUAAUGUAGAAUUUGAAGAAGUUAUGGCCCCAGCUGUUAUGGAAAUAGCAAUUAAUGAAAAAGAAAACCAAUUGGAUAAACCUACAGUUUUUGAAUCUAAAAAUGCUAUAGUAAACUUGGAUGCACAAAGUGUUGCGCAAGUUUCGCAAGCCACCUCAGAAGAUUUUAUUACCAAAACCAACAUUGAAGCACCAAAUGUUACUACAGCUGAAAUUGCACAAACAUUAUUAGAAAGCGUAUUUCAAUCAGAUUUGCAAAUACAUGACAGUGAGGUUCCCUUUACUGCAGAUAGUGUUGAUAGUAAACAAGCCAACUUUUCUUACACAGGAGAAGAAAGUGUUUUGAUAACAGAAGUUAAUAUCAAUGAAAAAGAAUCUGAAUUAAACAAGUCUAAAAGUCAACCUGAACAUUUUGCAACUACUGAAUUUGAAGGUCAUAAAGUUCCUUUACAUACAAAUGUUGAUGUAAUUGACGGUAUAAGUGACAUUGAUAAAUUUUCAUUUGAAAGUUCAAAUGCUGUUCAAAAUAUUCUACCAUUAACAACCAUAACUAUACAGGAAACAGUUAUACAGGAGUCUGAAAAAGAUAUCUUAGAUAAAACAUCUGAAACAAGUAAAGGUAUUUUGUCCAUUAAUGAGGAACAAAGUGUUAUUGUACAAUCUGCUGCAAUACACGAUAGUGAAAAAUUAUUAGAAAUCAGUCCUUUAAAUCAAGUUUCUGCUAAUAUAUCUUUAAAUGAUUCAAAUCAAGUCGUUUUGACUUCACAGACUGAAUACAUAGAUUCUUUGGAUAAUUUUGAAACAAAACCAAAAAAAACAAGCCUGGCACAAAAGUCGACAGUUCCGUUUAAAAGUUUAUUAACAACACAACAGGAUAUAAAUGAAAAAGAAGGUUUGCUUGAAGAUAUUAAAAAACCAUUAUCUGCUACUGCUUCCUUAGAUUUUGAGCAAUCACAAGCUAUUUCCACCCAUGAAUCGAUAAUUGGUCAAAAAGAACAAGACUUAGAUAUUUCUAAUUUACCAGAACAUAAAAAAGCAGAAACGCAUUUAAAUAAAUUACAUGAAAUUGCAGAAACAACUCAACCUGAAGUAUCUGAAAAUGUUGAUACAAUUGUUAGUAAGUUACCAGAGAGUAAAACAAUUACUGCGCAGGACAUUUUAUUUAAUCCACUAAUUGUAAGUGAAAAUUUAUCCCAAGAAAAAGAAGUUAGUUUUGACGAUAAGUUUAAACCUUUUACUAGCCUAGCAACCUCAAACAUCGAGGGAGUAAAUACUGAAGUAAAUAUAACCGAAAUUAAUGUUCAAGAAAAAGAAAAAGAACUUUUAAUUAAAGACCAAUCUUUAGAGCAAAAAGCUACACCAAAUGUUUCUACAAUUCAGGUUCCACAAAGUACAGAAAUUAUUUCAUCAAGCAGCGUUAGUACUGUAUCAGAUAUGCAAAUUAAAAAGGAAACUGCUGACACAGGCCACAUAGCUUUAAAUGAAAUAGUUCAUACCAUACACGAUAUUCAAGAAAAAGAAGAAGAACUAUCAAAACAAAUUAAUUUGGAUUUUAAAAAGGCUGAACCCAACUUUGAAACAGCAAUCUCUUUAGUACAAAGUAAAGUAUAUGCAGUCGAAAGUGAGUCAAAUCUAAAUUUGGAAGAAAACCCAAAUGCUACAAAGGCUACUGAAACAUUAACAACUAAUCUUUCUUCGCAAACCAACGAAGUUUUCUCAAUAAUGGAGACUGAACCAAUUAAACAGGAAAUAUUUUCAACAAAGCAACCAAAUAAAUCUCAAGAUACUUUUGAAAGUCUUCUUCAAAGUCAACCUAUAAUAAUUGAUAACAUAGAAGAAUUUAGCGGAAAAUGGAACCCAAGUGCUACGAAAGCUGAUGCAAAUAUUGAUACUAAAUCAAGUGUAAGUGUAAGCGAGGUUGAAUGCCACAUGAUUGCAAAGGAGUUUGAAAAAUUUAAAGCUGUAACAGAAGUACCGGAAUCAACAAUUGAUUCAGUUUAUGCUCUUAAAUCCGAAGAAACCAUACCGUCUGAUAGUAUUUUAAAUUUAAUCACCAGCAAAGAAAAUCCGUUAAAUGCAAAAAUAACUCAAGAUACUUGUAAAGGAUUAAUUAAUACGCAACCAAUUGUAAAUGAAACUGAAUUAAAUUUAAAUAUCGAGCCCAUAAAUGAAAGUAAACAAAUAAUACCAAUUGUAGAAGAAAAUAUUUCCAUAAAUGUAACGGAAAUUUCUAGCGAGGAAAAGGAAAUAAAUACUGACCAAGUAAAACGCAGCACCCAAUUUGCUACUCAAAAAGUUAAUUCAGAUUUAAUGGCGGUUUCUCAGGAAAAAACAAAUAUUCAUGAUAAUAUUGACAACCUCAACAUUAAACCGUUACAGCCAAAAGAUGCUAGUAUAACCCAGGAAAAACAUAAACACGUAAUUAUAUCGACAAGUAAUGUUCAAGAACAUGAACAGAUUUUGGAUAAAGAAAACAUUAAGGAAGAAAAAGCCGAUUUAUUUAUUAUUCCAAAGAAGCACCUGAAUAUAAUAGAACAUAAUAUUAAUGAGGCCGAAAAUGCUUUAAAAAAUUUGGAUUUUAAGACAGAAAGCAAACCUGAAAUAACAUACUCUCCGCAGCAAGUAGUGGAAAUAACCGAGACCAAGACUCAUCAAAGUAUAGUUCCAUUUAAAGAUGAAGAGGUAACUUCUGCUGAAGUAAAUAUUACUCAAACAUCGCUAAACUCAAUUAUAAUAACAGAGUGUAACCUAGAUGAAUCAGAGGGCAUAUUAAAACAUCGUAAAACUCCAAAUAAUGAAACAGUGGAGAAGACUUUGGAAGCUCCAAAUAAAACUGCCUUAAUUCAUGAAACACGUACUUUCCUAAACGAAAUAGAAUUAAAAGAAGAAGUACCAAAAUCUAAAAUAGCAACAUCGGUAAUAGAUGAACUUUCUAGCGUUGAAGAAAUGGAACAAAAAUCAUAUGAAACCUUAAACAGAUUGGAUGCACCUAAGGACAUCAUUAGUGGUAACGCAAAAGUUAAAACAAUGGAGCAAGAAUCUAUUUUAUACACCGAUACUUUUAUGAAAGGCGGUACAAAGCCAUUAUUAAUACCAGAACAUAAUCUAUUAAAUGCUAAUUUAAAUAUAGCUUUAAGUGAAGGUAUUACAGUUACGGAAAUAAACUCCGAGGCUACUACCGGUGAAUCACAGAUAGAAUCUUUUGCAACCCAAACGUUGACACAAAAAGAAACUCAAUUAUUGAUUGUCGGAGUAAAGGAAGAAAAUUUAAUACUAGAGGGUCAAGUUCCUAUCGACAUAAAGAAAACUAAAAAGGAAACAGCUAAACAGGAUAUUUCUGGAUUAACAAAGCAUGGACUUAUAAUUAAUGAACAAACAUCAACGGGUAAUUUAGAUGACAUCAAAGUAAUUUUGGAAAAACCAAAGACUGUAAAAGUGUCAAUGGAUGUUUCAGAAACUUUGCAAAUAAGUGAAAUUCACCAACACGAACAAGAAGGACCUCUGGAAGAAACAGAACCACACAAAACACAAGUUCGAAUAACACAAACAAGCGCCUUAUCUCACAUGGCUGAACAACACAUUCCCAAUAUUCUACAAGAUAAAGACACUGAAGUUACACAUGAAAUAAUAACCAAAUUCAAAAACACAGACAGCGAUAUAACACAAAUAAAAACAAAACGAACAAUUGUAAAAAGCAGGGACAAAACUUUAAAUAAUAUCAUUAUUGAUGAAGUCUUAGAUGAUGAAAUGUCUCAAGGUAAAGAAGAAUUGUCUCCUUAUGUAGAAGAAGUUACAGAUAAUUAUAGCAAAACUACAUCAGUUACCAUAGAAGAAAUACAUGAUGACCAAGAAAUAAUGGAAAUGCCAGAGGAAAUUCAAAUUAUUGAACCAAUUCAACCAGAUGGUGAAGGUAAAAAACCUAAAACAACAAUAACUGAAGAAGAAAUUAAAGACGACAUUGUUUUAAAACCACCAGAAAUUGUAGAAAUGCCAGAAGAGGUUCAAGUAAUUGAACAAAUUCAACCGGACGGUAGAAAAUCCAAGAAGGUAAUCAAGAAACGAGUUAUCAAAAAACGCACAGAUGGCAAGCAAGAAGCAACCGAAAUUGUAACAAUUGAAGAAGAAGGUAAAAAACCUGAAACAACAGUAACUAUAGAAGAAAUUAAGGACGACAUUAUUUUCAAACCACAAGAAAUUGAAGAAAUGCCAGAAGAAGUUCAAGUAAUUGAAAAAAUUCAACCGGACGGUAGAAAAUCAAAGAAGGUAAUCAAGAAACGUGUAAUCAAAAAACGCAAAGAUGGCAAGCAAGAAGCAACUGAAAUUGUAACGAUUGAAGAAGAAGGUAAGAAACCUGAAACAACAGUAACUAUAGAAGAAAUUAAAGACGACAUUAUUUUGAAACCACAAGAAAUUGAAGAAAUGCCAGAAGAGGUUCAAGUAAUUGAACAAAUUCAACCGGACGGUAGAAAAUCCAAAAAAGUUAUCAAGAAACGUGUAAUCAAAAAACGCAAAGAUGGCAAGCAAGAAGCCACUGAAAUUGUAACGAUUGAAGAAGAAGGUAAGAAACCUGAAACAACAGUAACUGUCGAAGAAAUUAAAGAUGACAUUAUAUUUAAACCACAAGAAAUUAAAGAAAUGCCAGAAGAGGUUCAAGUAAUUGAACAAAUUCAACCGGACGGUAGAAAAUCCAAAAAGGUUAUCAAGAAACGUGUAAUCAAAAAACGCAAAGAUGGCAAGCAAGAAGCAACUGAAAUUGUAACGAUUGAAGAAGAAGGUAAGAAACCUAAAACAACAGUAACUGUCGAAGAAAUUAAAGAUGACAUUAUAUUUAAACCACAAGAAAUUGUAGAAAUGCCUGAAGAGGUUCAAGUAAUUGAACAAAUUCAACCGGACGGUAAAAAAUCGAAAAAGGUAAUCAAGAAACGUGUAAUCAAAAAACGCAAAGAUGGAAAGCAAGAAGCAACUGAAAUUGUAACAAUUGAAGAAGAAGGCAAAAAGCCUGAAACAACAGUUACUAUAGAAGAGAUUAAAGACGACAUUAUUUUCAAACCACAAGAAAUUGAAGAAAUGCCAGAAGAAGUUCAAGUAAUUGAACAAAUUCAACCGGACGGUAGAAAAUCAAAGAAGGUAAUCAAGAAACGUUUAAUCAAAAAACGCAAAGAUGGGAAGCAAGAAGCAACCGAAAUUGUAACAAUUGAAGAAGAAGGCAAGAAAACUGAAACAACAGUAACUGUGGAAGAAAUUAAAGAUGAGAUUAUUUUUAAACCACAAGAAAUUGUAGAAAUGCCAGAAGAGGUUCAAGUAAUUGAACAAAUUCAACCGGACGGUAGAAAAUCCAAAAAGGUUAUCAAGAAACGUGUUAUCAAAAAACGCAAAGAUGGCAAGCAAGAAGCAACCGAAAUUGUAACAAUUGAAGAAGAAGGUAAGAAACCUGAAACAACAGUAACUAUAGAAGAAAUUAAAGACGAAAUUAUUUUUAAACCACAAGAAAUUGAAGAAAUGCCAGAAGAGGUUCAAGUAAUUGAACAAAUUCAACCGGACGGUAGAAAAUCCAAAAAGGUUAUCAAGAAACGUGUAAUCAAAAAACGCAAAGAUGGCAAGCAAGAAGCAACUGAAAUUGUAACGAUUGAAGAAGAAGGAAAGAAACCUGAAACAACAGUAACUGUCGAAGAAAUUAAAGAUGACAUUAUAUUUAAACCACAAGAAAUUGUAGAAAUGCCAGAAGAGGUUCAAGUAAUUGAACAAAUUCAACCGGACGGUAGAAAAUCGAAAAAGGUAAUCAAGAAACGUGUAAUCAAAAAACGCAAAGAUGGAAAGCAAGAAGCAACUGAAAUUGUAACAAUUGAAGAAGAAGGUAAGAAGCCUGAAACAACAGUUACUAUAGAAGAGAUUAAAGACGACAUAAUUUUCAAACCACAAGAAAUUGAAGAAAUGCCAGAAGAAGUUCAAGUAAUUGAACAAAUUCAACCGGACGGUAGAAAAUCAAAGAAGGUAAUCAAAAAACGUGUUAUUAAAAAACGCAAAGAUGGCAAGCAAGAAGCAACCGAAAUUGUAACAAUUGAAGAAGAAGGUAAGAAACCUGAAACAACAGUAACUAUAGAAGAAAUUAAAGAUGACAUUAUAUUUAAACCACAAGAAAUUGUAGAAAUGCCAGAAGAGGUUCAAGUAAUUGAACAAAUUCAACCGUACGGUAGAAAAUCGAAAAAGGUAAUCAAGAAACGUGUAAUCAAAAAACGCAAAGAUGGAAAGCAAGAAGCAACUGAAAUUGUAACAAUUGAAGAAGAAGGUAAGAAGCCUGAAACAACAGUUACUAUAGAAGAGAUUAAAGACGACAUUAUUUUCAAACCACAAGAAAUUGAAGAAAUGCCAGAAGAGGUUCAGGUAAUUGAACAAAUUCAACCGGACGGUAGAAAAUCCAAAAAGGUAAUCAAGAAACGUUUAAUCAAAAAACGCAAAGAUGGGAAGCAAGAAGCAACCGAAAUUGUAACAAUUGAAGAAGAAGGCAAGAAAACUGAAACAACAGUAACUGUGGAAGAAAUUAAAGACGACAUUAUUUUUAAACCACAAGAAAUUGAAGAAAUGCCAGAAGAGGUUCAAGUAAUUGAACAAAUUCAACCGGACGGUAGAAAAUCCAAAAAGGUUAUCAAGAAACGUGUAAUCAAAAAACGCAAAGAUGGCAAGCAAGAAGCAACUGAAAUUGUAACGAUUGAAGAAGAAGGAAAGAAACCUGAAACAACAGUAACUGUCGAAGAAAUUAAAGAUGACAUUAUAUUUAAACCACAAGAAAUUGUAGAAAUGCCAGAAGAGGUUCAAGUAAUUGAACAAAUUCAACCGGACGGUAGAAAAUCGAAAAAGGUAAUCAAGAAACGUGUAAUCAAAAAACGCAAAGAUGGAAAGCAAGAAGCAACUGAAAUUGUAACAAUUGAAGAAGAAGGUAAGAAGCCUGAAACAACAGUUACUAUAGAAGAGAUUAAAGACGACAUUAUUUUUAAACCACAAGAAAUUGAAGAAAUGCCAGAAGAGGUUCAGGUAAUUGAACAAAUUCAACCGGACGGUAGAAAAUCCAAAAAGGUAAUCAAGAAACGUUUAAUCAAAAAACGCAAAGAUGGGAAGCAAGAAGCAACCGAAAUUGUAACAAUUGAAGAAGAAGGCAAGAAAACUGAAACAACAGUAACUGUGGAAGAAAUUAAAGAUGAGAUUAUUUUUAAACCACAAGAAAUUGUAGAAAUGCCAGAAGAGGUUCAAGUAAUUGAACAAAUUCAAUCGGACGGUAGGAAAUCUAAAAAGGUUAUCAAGAAACGUGUAAUCAAAAAACGUAAAGAUGGCAAGCAAGAAGCAACUGAAAUUGUAACAAUUGAAGAAGAGGGUAAGAAACCUGAAACAACAGUAACUAUAGAAGAAAUUAAAGACGACAUUAUUUUCAAACCACAAGAAAUUGAAGAAAUGCCAGAAGAGGUUCAAGUAAUUGAACAAAUUCAACCGGACGGUAGAAAAUCCAAAAAGGUUAUCAAGAAACGUGUAAUCAAAAAACGCAAAGAUGGCAAGCAAGAAGCAACUGAAAUUGUAACAAUUGAAGAAGAAGGUAAGAAACCUGAAACAACAGUAACUGUCGAAGAAAUUAAAGACGACAUUAUUUUCAAACCACAAGAAAUUGAAGAAAUGCCAGAAGAGGUUCAAGUAAUUGAACAAAUUCAACCGGACGGUAGAAAAUCCAAAAAGGUAAUCAAGAAACGUGUAAUCAAAAAACGCAAAGAUGGGAAGCAAGAAGCAACCGAAAUUGUAACAAUAGAAGAAGAAGGCAAAAAAACUGAAACAACAGUAACUGUGGAAGAAAUUAAAGAUGAAAUUAUUUUCAAACCACAAGAAAUUGAAGAAAUGCCAGAAGAGGUUCAGGUAAUUGAACAAAUUCAACCGGACGGUAGGAAAUCCAAAAAGGUUAUCAAGAAACGUGUAAUCAAAAAACGUAAAGAUGGCAAGCAAGAAGCAACUGAAAUUGUAACAAUUGAAGAAGAAGGUAAGAAACCUGAAACAACAGUAACUAUAGAAGAAAUUAAAGACGACAUUAUUUUUAAACCACAAGAAAUUGUAGAAAUGCCAGAAGAGGUUCAAAUAAUUGAACAAAUUCAACCGGACGGUAGAAGAUCUAAAAAGGUUAUUAAGAAACGUGUAAUCAAAAAACGCAAAGACGGCAAGCAAGAAGCAACUGAAAUUGUAACAAUUGAAGAAGAAGGUAAAAAACCUGAAACAACAGUAACUAUAGAAGAAAUUAAAGACGACAUUAUUUUCAAACCACAAGAAAUUGAAGAAAUGCCAGAAGAGGUUCAAGUAAUUGAACAAAUUCAACCGGACGGUAGAAAAUCGAAGAAGGUAAUCAAGAAACGUGUAAUCAAAAAACGCAAAGAUGGCAAGCAAGAAGCAACUGAAAUUGUAACAAUUGAAGAAGAAGGUAAGAAACCUGAAACAACAGUAACUAUAGAAGAAAUUAAUGACGACAUUAUUUUUAAACCACAAGAAAUUGUAGAAAUGCCAGAAGAGGUUCAAAUAAUUGAACAAAUUCAACCGGACGGUAGAAGAUCUAAAAAGGUUAUUAAGAAACGUGUAAUCAAAAAACGCAAAGACGGCAAGCAAGAAGCAACUGAAAUUGUAACAAUUGAAGAAGAAGGUAAGAAACCUGAAACAACAGUAACCGUGGAAGAAAUUAAGGACGAUAUUGUUUUUAAACCACAAGAAAUUGAAGAAAUGCCAGAAGAGGUUCAAGUAAUUGAACAAAUUCAACCGGACGGUAGAAGAUCCAAAAAGGUUAUCAAGAAACGUGUAAUCAAAAAACGCAAAGACGGCAAGCAAGAAGCAACUGAAAUUGUAACAAUUAAAGAAGAAGGUAAGAAACCUGAAACAACAGUAACUGUGGAAGAAAUUAAAGACGACAUUAUUUUCAAACCACAAGAAAUUGAAGAAAUGCCAGAAGAGGUUCAAGUAAUUGAACAAAUUCAACCGGACGGUAGAAGAUCUAAAAAGGUUAUCAAGAAACGUGUAAUUAAAAAACGCAAAGAUGGCAAGCAAGAAGCAACUGAAAUCGUAACAAUUGAAGAAGAGGGUAAGAAACCUGAAACAACAGUAACUGUAGAAGAAAUUAAAGAUGACAUUAUAUUUAAAACACAAGAAAUUGUAGAAAUGCCAGAAGAUGUUCAAGUAAUUGAACAAAUUCAACCGGAUGGUAGAAAAUCGAAGAAGGUAAUCAAGAAACGUGUAAUCAAAAAACGUAAAGAUGGGAAGCAAGAGGCAACUGAAAUUGUAACAAUUGAAGAAGAAGGUAAGAAACCUGAAACAACAGUAACUGUAGAAGAAAUAAAAGAUGACAUUAUUUUUAAACCACAAGAAAUUGUAGAAAUGCCAGAAGAGGUUCAAGUGAUUGAACAAAUUCAACCGGAUGGUAGAAAAUCGAAAAAGGUUAUCAAGAAACGUGUAAUUAAAAAACGCAAAGAUGGCAAGCAAGAAGCAACUGAAAUCGUAACAAUUGAAGAAGAGGGUAAGAAACCUGAAACAACAGUAACUGUAGAAGAAAUUAAAGAUGACAUUAUAUUUAAACCACAAGAAAUUGUAGAAAUGCCAGAAGAGGUUCAAGUAAUUGAACAAAUUCAACCGGAUGGUAGAAAAUCGAAGAAGGUAAUCAAGAAACGUGUAAUCAAAAAACGUAAAGAUGGGAAGCAAGAGGCAACUGAAAUUGUAACAAUUGAAGAAGAAGGUAAGAAACCUGAAACAACAGUAACUGUAGAAGAAAUAAAAGAUGACAUUAUUUUUAAACCACAAGAAAUUGUAGAAAUGCCAGAAGAGGUUCAAGUGAUUGAACAAAUUCAACCCGACGGUACAAAAUCGAAGAAGGUAAUCAAGAAAUGUGUAAUUAAAAAAUACAAAGAUGGCAAGCAAGAAGCAACUGAAAUUGUAACAAUCGAGGAAGAAGGUAAGAAACCUGAAACAACAGUAACAAUAGAAGAAAUUAAAGAUAACAUUAUUUUUAAACAACAAGGAAUUGAAGAAAUGCCAGAAGAGGUUCAAGUAAUUGAACAAAUUCAACCGGAUGGUAGAAAAUCGAAAAAGGUUAUCAAGAAACGUGUAAUUAAAAAACGCAAAGAUGGCAAGCAAGAAGCAACUGAAAUCGUAACAAUUGAAGAAGAAGGUAAGAAACCUGAAACAACAGUAACCGUGGAAGAAAUUAAGGACGAUAUUGUUUUUAAACCACAAGAAAUUAAAGAAAUGCCAGAAGAGGUUCAAGUUAUUGAAAAAAUUCAACCGGACGGUAGAAAAUCCAAAAAGGUAAUCAAGAAACGGGUAAUUAAAAAACGCAAAGAUGGCAAGCAAGAAGUAACUGAAAUUGUAACGAUUGAAGAAGAAGGUAAGAAACCUGAAACAACAGUAACUGUAGAAGAAAUAAAAGAUGACAUUAUGUUCAAACCACAAGAAAUUGUAGAAAUGCCGGAAGAAGUUCAAGUAAUUGAACAAAUUCAACCGGACGGUAAAAAAUCUAAAAAGGUUAUCAAGAAACGUGUAAUCAAUAAACGCAAAGAUGGAAAGCAAGAAAAAACUGAAAUUGUAACAAUUCAAGAAGAAGGUAAGAAACCUGAAACAACAGUAACUGUGGAAGAAAUUAAGGACGAUAUUAUUUUCAAACCACAAGAAAUUGAAGAAAUGCCUGAGGAAGUUCAGGUCAUUGAACACAUUCAACCAGACGGCAAAAAAUCCAAGAAAGUUAUUAAGAAACGUGUCAUUAAAAAACGCAAAGAUGGCAAACAAGAAGCUACUGAAAUAGUUACUAUUGAGGAAGAGGGUAAGAAACCACAAACUACCGUAACGGUUGAGGAAAUAACAGAUGAAGAGAUUUUAUUUAAACCCAUGAAAAUUGAAGAAAUGCCUGAAGAAAUCAAAGUAAUUGAACAAAUUCAACCAGAUGGCAAAAAAUCUAGGAAAGUUAUUAAAAAACGUGUUAUUAAAAAAAGUAAAGAUGGCAAACAAGAAGCUACUGAAAUUGUUACUGUUGAAGAAGAAGGUAAGAAACCUCAAACUACAGUAACUGUUGAGGAAAUAACAGACGAAGACAUUUUCUUUAAACCCAUGGAAAUUGAAGAAAUGCCUGAAGAAGUCCAAGUAAUUGAACAAAUUCAACCAGACGGCAAAAAAUCUAAGAAAAUUAUCAAGAAACGUGUUAUUAAAAAACGCAAAGAUGGCAAACAAGAAGCUACUGAAAUAGUUACUGUUGAAGAAGAAGGUAAGAAACCUCAAACUACCGUAACGGUUGAGGAAAUAACAGACGAAGACAUUUUCUUUAAACCCAUGGAAAUUGAAGAAAUGCCUGAAGAAGUCCAAGUAAUUGAACAAAUUCAACCAGACGGCAAAAAAUCUAAGAAAAUUAUCAAGAAACGUGUCAUUAAAAAACGUAAAGAUGGCAAACAAGAAGCUACUGAAAUAGUUACUGUUGAGGAAGAUGGUAAGAAACCUCAAACUACCGUAACUGUUGAGCAAAUAACAGAUGAAGAAAUUUCAUUUAAACCUAUGGAAAUUAAAGAAAUGCCUGAGGAAAUUCAGGUCAUUAAACAAAUUCAACCAGACGGCAAAACAUUUAAGAAAAUUAUUAGGAAACGUGUCAUUAAAAAACGUAAAGAUGGCAAACAAGAAGCUACUGAAAUUGUUACUGUUGAAGAAGAAGGUAAGAAACCUCAAACUACAGUAACUGUUGAGGAAAUAACAGAUGAAGAUAUUUUCUUUAAACCCAUGGAAAUUGAAGAAAUGCCUGAAGAAAUCCAAGUAAUUGAACAAGUUCAAGCAGACGGCAAAAAAUCUAAGAAAGUUAUUAAAAAACGUAUUAUUAAAAAACGUAAAGAUGGCAAACAAGAAGCUACUGAAAUAGUUACUGUUGAAGAAGAAGGUAAGAAACCUCAAACUACCGUAACGGUUAAGGAAAUAACAGAUGAAGAUAUUUUCUUUAAACCCAUGGAAAUUGAAGAAAUGCCUGAAGAAGUCCAAGUAAUUGAACAAGUUCAAGCAGACGGCAAAAAAUCUAAGAAAGUUAUUAAAAAACGUGUUAUUAAAAAACGUAAAGAUGGCAAACAAGAAGCUACUGAAAUAGUUACUAUUGAAGAAGAAGGUAAGAAACCUCAAACUACCGUAACGGUUGAAGAAAUAACAGACGAAGACAUUUUCUUUAAACCCAUGGAAAUUGAAGAAAUGCCUGAAGAAGUCCAAGUAAUUGAACAAAUUCAACCAGACGGCAAAAAAUCUAAGAAAGUUAUUAAAAAACGUGUUAUUAAAAAACGUAAAGAUGGCAAACAAGAAGCUACAGAAAUAGUUACUGUUGAAGAAGAAGGUAAGAAACCUCAAACUACCGUAACCGUCGAGGAAAUAACAGAUGAAGAAAUUUUCUUUAAACCUAUGGAAAUUGAAGAAAUGCCUGAAGAAGUUAAAGUAAUUGAACAAAUUCAACCAGAUGGCAAAAAAUCUAAAAAAGUUAUUAAGAAACGUGUCAUUAAAAAAUUUAAAGAUGGUAAACAAGAAGCAACUGAAAUAGUAACUGUUGAAGAGGAAGGUAAAAAACCUGAGACAACUGUUAGUAUUAAGGAUAUUACCGAAGAAGAAAAAGUCAGAAGACCUAGAAAAAAGGUUAAGUCAGAUAAAGAAGAAAAAAUUCUGUUUGUUCCAAGCCUUGCAAAUAAAAGUGAUGAUGAAGAAGUUGUAGAUUUAAUUAGGAUAGAGAUGUUAAAAAAGAUGUUAGUAAAACCCGAAGAUACUGAAAUAGUUACUGUUAAAGAAGAAGUUAAUAAACCUCUAACUGCAGUAACCAUUAAAGAAACAACAGAUGAAGAAUUUGUCGUAAAACCAAUGGAAAUUGAAGAAAUGCCUGAAGAAAUCCAAGUAUUUGAAACAAUUCAACCAGAUGGCAAAAAAUCCAAGAAAGUUAUUAGGAAACGUGUAAUUAGGAAACGUAAAGAUGGCAAACAAGAAGCUACUGAAAUAGUUACUGUUGAAGAAGAAGGUAAGAAACCUCAAACUACCGUAAAUGUUGAGAAAAUAACAGAUGAAGAAAUUUUCUUCAAACCCAUGGAAAUUGAAGAAAUGCCUGAAGAAGUAAAAGUAGUUGAACAAAUUCAACCAGAUGGCAAAAAAUCUAAGAAAGUUAUUAGGAAACGUGUAAUUAGGAAACGUAAAGAUGGCAAACAAGAAGCUACUGAAAUAGUUACUGUUGAAGAAGAAGGUAGAAAACCUCAAACUACUGUAACCGUUGAGGAAAUAACAGAUGAAGAAAUUUCAUUUAAACCCAUGGAAAUUGAAGAAAUGCCUGAAGAAGUUCAAGUAAUUGAACAAAUUCAACCAGAUGGCAAAAAAUCCAAGAAAGUUAUUAGGAAACGUGUAAUUAGGAAACGUAAAGAUGGCAAACAAGAAGCUACUGAAAUAGUUACUGUUGAAGAAGAAGGUAGAAAACCUCAAACUACUGUAACCGUUGAGGAAAUAACAGAUAAAGAAAUUUCAUUUAAACCCAUGGAAAUUGAAGAAAUGCCUGAAGAAGUUCAAGUAAUUGAACAAAUUCAUCCAGAUGGCAAAAAAUCCAAGAAAGUUAUUAGGAAACGUGUAAUUAGAAAACGUAAAGAUGGCAAACAAGAAGCUACUGAAAUAGUUACUGUUGAAGAAGAAGGUAGAAAACCUCAAACUACUGUAACCGUUGAGGAAAUAACAGAUGAAGAAAUUUCAUUUAAACCCAUGGAAAUUGAAGAAAUGCCUGAAGAAGUUCAAGUAAUUGAACAAAUUCAACCAGAUGGCAAAAAAUCCAAGAAAGUUAUUAGGAAACGUGUAAUUAGAAAACGUAAAGAUGGCAAACAAGAAGCUACUGAAAUAGUUACUGUUGAAGAAGAAGGUAGAAAACCUCAAACUACUGUAACCGUUGAGGAAAUAACAGAUGAAGAAAUUUCAUUUACACCCAUGGAAAUUGAAGAAAUGCCUGAAGAAGUUCAAGUAAUUGAACAAAUUCAACCAGAUGGCAAAAAAUCCAAGAAAGUUAUUAGGAAACGUGUAAUUAGAAAACGUAAAGAUGGCAAACAAGAAGCUACUGAAAUAGUUACUGUUGAAGAAGAAGGUAGAAAACCUCAAACUACUGUAACCGUUGAGGAAAUAACAGAUGAAGAAAUUUCAUUUAAACCCAUGGAAAUUGAAGAAAUGCCUGAAGAAGUUCAAGUAAUUGAACAAAUUCAACCAGAUGGCAAAAAAUCCAAGAAAGUUAUUAGGAAACGUGUAAUUAGAAAACGUAAAGAUGGCAAACAAGAAGCUACUGAAAUAGUUACUGUUGAAGAGGAAGGUAGAAAACCUCAAACUACUGUAACCGUUGAGGAAAUAACAGAUGAAGAAAUUUCAUUUAAACCCAUGGAAAUUGAAGAAAUGCCUGAAGAAGUUCAAGUAAUUGAACAAAUUCAACCAGAUGGCAAAAAAUCUAAGAAAGUUAUUAAGAAACGUGUCAUUAAAAAACGAAAAGAGGGCAAACAAGAAGCUACUGAAAUAGUUACUGUUGAGGAAGAUGGCAAGAAACCUCAAACUACCGUAACUGUUGAGCAAAUAACAGAUGAAGAAAUUUUAUUUAAACCCAUGGAAAUUGAAGAAAUUCCUGAAGAAAUUCAUGUAAUUGAACAAAUUCAACCAGAUGGCAAAAAAUCUAAGAAAGUUAUUAAAAAACGUGUCAUUAAAAAACGUAAAGAUGGCAAACAAGAAGCUACUGAAAUAGUUACUGUUGAGGAAGAUGGUAAGAAACCUCAAACAACCGUAACUGUUAGGCAAAUAUCAGAUGAAGAAAUUUCCUUUAAACCCAUGGAAAUUAAAGAAAUGCCUGAAGAAGUCCAAGUAAUUGAACAAAUUCAACCAGACGGCAAAAAGUCUAAGAAAGUUAUUAAGAAACGUGUUAUUAAAAAAUUGAAAGAUGGCAAACAAGAAGCCACUAAAAUAGUUACUGUUGAAGAAGAAGGUAGAAAACCUCAAACUACCGUAACAGUCGAAGAAAUAACAGAUGAAGAAAUUUCCUUUAAAGCUAUGGAAAUUGAAGAAAUGCCUGAAGAAGUUCAAGUAAUUGAACAAAUUCAACCAGAUGGCAAAAAAUCCAAGAAAGUUAUUAGGAAACGUGUAAUUAGAAAACGUAAAGAUGGCAAACAAGAAGCUACUGAAAUAGUUACUGUUGAAGAGGAAGGUAGAAAACCUCAAACUACUGUAACAGUUGAGGAAAUAACAGAUGAAGAAAUUUUAUUUAAACCCAUGGAAAUUGAAGAAAUGCCUGAAGAAGUUCAAGUAAUUGAACAAAUUCAACCAGAUGGCAAAAAAUCUAAGAAAGUUAUUAAGAAACGUGUCAUUAAAAAACUAAAAGAUGGCAAACAAGAAGCUACUGAAAUAGUUACUGUUGAGGAAGAUGGUAAGAAACCUCAAACUACCGUAACUGUUGAGCAAAUAACAGAUGAAGAAAUUUUAUUUAAACCCAUGGAAAUUGAAGAAAUUCCUGAAGAAGUUCAUGUAAUUGAACAAAUUCAACCAGAUGGCAAAAAAUCUAAGAAAGUUAUUAAAAAACGUGUCAUUAAAAAACGUAAAGAUGGCAAACAAGAAGCUACUGAAAUAGUUACUGUUGAGGAAGAUGGUAAGAAACCUCAAACAACCGUAACUGUUAGGCAAAUAUCAGAUGAAGAAAUUUCCUUUAAACCCAUGGAAAUUAAAGAAAUGCCUGAAGAAGUCCAAGUAAUUGAACAAAUUCAACCAGACGGCAAAAAGUCUAAGAAAGUUAUUAAGAAACGUGUUAUUAAAAAAUUGAAAGAUGGCAAACAAGAAGCUACUAAAAUAGUUACUGUUGAAGAAGAAGGUAGAAAACCUCAAACUACCGUAACAGUCGAAGAAAUAACAGAUGAAGAAAUUUCCUUUAAAGCUAUGGAAAUUGAAGAAUUGCCUGAAGAAAUCCAAGUAAUUGAACAAAUUCAACCAGAUGGCAAAAAAUCUAAGAAAGUUAUUAGAAAACGUGUAAUUAGAAAUCGCAAAGAUGGCAAACAAGAAGCUACUGAAAUAGUUACUGUUGAGGAAGAUGGUAAGAAACCUCAAACCACCGUAACAGUUGAAGAAAUAACAGAUGAAGAAAUUUCAUUUAAACCCAUGGAAAUUGAAGAAAUGCCUGAAGAAGUAAAAGUAAUUGAACAAAUUCAACCAGACGGCAAAAAAUCUAAGAAAGUUAUGAAGAAACGUGUUAUUAAAAAAUGUAAAGAUGGUAAACAUGAAGUUACUGAAAUAGUUACUAUUGAAGAGGAAGGUAAAAAACCUGAGACAACUGUUACUAUUAAGGAUAUUACCGAAGGGAAAAGAGAGAGAAGACCUAGAAAAAAGGUUAAGUCAGAUAAAGAAGAAAAAAUCCUGUUUGUUCCAAGCCUUGCAAAUAAAAAUGAUGAUGAAGAAGUUGUAGAUUUAAUUAGGAUAGAGAUGUUAAAAAAGAUGUUAGUAAAACCCGAAGAUGAAAAUAUAGGAAUUGAUGAGGAAACUAUAGAAAAAAGGAAAAAGAAAAAACCUCUUAUUAAAAAGAAACCAGACCAAAAGCCAGAGAAUGUUGGACCUGAAAUUUUAGAAGAGCUUCCUGAAGAAAUUACUAUUACUGAAAAGACAUCACCAGAUGGAAGGCCUCUAAUAAAAACCGAAAAGAAGCGAGUUAUCAAAAAACAUAAAAAUGGAAAAAUAGAACAAACAAAUAUUGUAACAGUUUUGGAGGAUGAAAACGCGCCUGUAAUUAGUGUUACUGUUGAAGAAAUUGAACCAACCUCAGACUAUACACAAAGUAGACCCGCUACUAUAAAUAACGUAUAUGAAGAAGUUGAUGUUUUUGAUAGCAUUAAUGAAAAUGGCUUACCUGUUAAACAAACAAUUAGAAAGAAAGUUAUUAAGAAAAUAAAAGGAAAUAAGGAAGAAAUUACAACAAUUAAAUCAGUAGAGGAAGAUUAUAAAGAACCCCUAAUUGAUGUAACUGUCGAAGAAUUACCUGUGAAUAAACAGUUGGAAACCCCAAAUACGUUACCACAAGUUGUAGAAAUGCCUAUAGAAAUACAAGAAGUUAUAACUAUAAAUGAUAAAGGUUUACCUUCUAAAAAAGUAUUUAAGAAAAGAACAAUUAAAAAACGAAAGGGAUCGAAAAAUGAAAUAACUAGUAUUUGUACAGAGGAAGAAGAAGGAAAAUCACCAAAAACUUCUGUAACAAUUCAGGAAGUUGAUUUAACAGAAGAUGAAAUUAUAUUGUUACCAGAACUUGAAGAGCUCCCUGAAGAAAAAGAAGUUAUUAAUACAACAAAUUCAGAUGGUAGAGUGACCAAAAAAAUUAUUAAUAGACGUAAAAUUUUAAAUAGGAAGGGUGAUAAAGAAGAAGUUACAAAUAUUGUUUCCAUCGCAGAAGACGAUAACAAACCCCAAACUGUUGUUUCUGUAAGCGAAAUUAAAACACCUACUAAAAAAACUCACAAGAAAAAGCCAAAGUCGGCUGAUUCAGAACCAAAUAUACUAUUUAUACCAUCACUUUCCGAAAAAGAAGAGCCACCAUCUGUUGAAGAAGUAUUAGAUUUAGUCCGACUAGUUGUUGUUAAAAAAGCUUUAUCACAUCCCACUCCUCAAUAUCCAAAAGAAAUUAAUAUUUCGCAAAUGGCAAUAGAAUCUUUUAUGUCCGAACUCCCAGAGGAAGUAACUUUUGUUGAGACGCCUUCUGGAAGAAAAGAAAUUCGUAAAAGACGUAUUAAGAAAAAACAUUCUGACAAAGAUGAAAUAAUAACAAUUACAACAACACAAGAGGAGGAUCAACCUUCAGAGGUUAACAUUUGUGUAGAGGAGGUAAAAUCUCCAGAAUUCUCUGAAAUGUAUAAGGAAAUACCCAUGAUUGAACUUCCUGAAGAAAUUCAAACUAUAGAAAUAAGUACAGCAGACACCAUACCAAAGAAAAAAAUAACCAAGAAAAGAACAUUGCUUAAAAAAGUUGGUCCUAAUUUAGAGGCAACUGAAAUAAUAACAGUUUUGGAAGAUGGUAAAGAACCGGAGCAAACAGUAGUUUUAAAAGAAUACCCAGAGUCUGAAAUAAAACAAAAACUUCAAAAAAUUAAACAACCAAUUCAAAUUGUUGAAGUUAAACCAACAAAAGCCAAACUUAUUAGCAAGGAAGAAUUACCACUAUUAUCUCAGAUAAAGUUAAAGAAACCCAAAGUUUCUCGAAAAAUAGAACAAACAAAAAAGUUUCCAAAGGAUAAUGGAAUUUUAUCAAGAAAUGUAAAAGAAGCUGAAGAAGUUAUUAAAAAACGAAAGUAUAAACCUAAACAAAUCCCAGAUUUAGAUAUGCCAGAAUUGGAAAAAGUUGAAAGAUACGAAAUGCCCGAAAAAGAUGUGUGUGAUAGAAAAAAAGAUAAAAAGAAACCUAAAACCAGCUUAAAGAAAAAAAUUGACACGCCAGAGGAAAAUAAAAAAUUAUUGAUAGGAAAAGGAAAAGUUCCAGUAAAUGAAGAAAAUAUUGAAACAAUAAAACUUAAAAAGGUACCAUUGCAAGAAACUGAAGAAAAACCAGUGAAAGAAGAAUUAGUAAAUAAAGAUAUUCCUCUAGAAACUAAUGUUAAGGAAAAGGUAAAGAGAAAACCGUCCGAAAAAAUUGAAUUCGAGCCGUACGAUAUUAACAGAAGUCCAGUGGAUUUAGAAAAGCCCGACAAAAUCGAACAAGAUGACACCGAGAGUAUAAAUGAGGGUAAAACUAAAAAAUAUAAGAGGAAACCUAAAACUAAACUUUCUCCUGAAACAGAAAUGAUGGAAAUUAAACCAGGUAUGCCGAAACCAGCAAGUGAAGUUAAGGAAGUAGAAAAAACAUUUAAGCCUAAACAUGGUAAUAAACCAAAAAAUACUGAAGAUGCUAUAAAAUUAAAACCAUUUAAAAAACCUAAAGAAGAAGAGGUUUACUAUAAAGUAUCUGGUACUAUGAAAAUUCCAUAUUCCAUCCCAACUGUAAUUUUUAAACUACCCGAGCAAGUUUUUGAAAUUGUUGAUACAUCUCCUAGUGGAAAACCAAUCAAAAAGACUAUAAAGAAAAUAAUCUAUAAAAAGAAAAAAGGACCGGUUUUAGAAACAACCAUAUUGGAAAGUGUAAUACCAGAAGAAGGUAUACCGGAAUGUAAAGUAACUAUUACAGAAGAGUUGCAAGAACAAACUGAAGAAUUUCUACCUGAAGAUCUGGAAGAGGUAAUUGAAAUGCCCGAAGAAAUAAAUAUUAUAGAGGAAGUGGUCGAUAAUAUCAUUACUACUAAAAAAAUUAAAAAGAGGGUUUUAAAGAAGAAAAAAGGCCCACAUCAGGAAAUAACUGAAAUAUGUACGGUUGAGGAGGAAGGAAAAGAGCCAGAAGUCAUAUUUUCUAUUUCUGAAGAACCUUUUGAAGAAAAAGAAUCUAUAAUUGUGGAAUUACCUGAAAAAGAACAACCCUCUGAUGACUCUAAACCUAAAACCGUCAAAACAAAGAGCAUCAAAAAGUUACUAAAACCUAAACAAGAAGUAACUACAAUUCAAACUGUACAAGAAGAAGGUAAAACUCCAAUUACCUAUAUUAUAACAGAAGAAGAAACUCCAAACUUAUCCGAAUUUUUGGAAAAUGAUCAAAUUGAAGAAAUUCCCGAAUUCGAAAUUGAAGAAAAAUAUGAAAAAGGAACAAGAAAACAAAAAACGGUUAAAAGAGUUCUUAAAAAACGCGUUGGGGAUAAAGUAGAGGUUACUAAUAUUACAACGAAAAAAGAUAAAUGGGGUUUACCAACUACAGAAAUAGAUAUUGUUUUUGAAGAAUGUGAACCUAUUUUCCCACCAAAAAUAAAACCACAAAAAGCUAAUAGUCUAACGGUCGAACUUCCAGAAGAAGUUAAAGUUUUGGAAGAAAUUUCUGAAGAUGGUACGCCGUCUAAAAAGAUAAUAAAAACGAGAAAAAUUAAAAAAUUAACGGUUCCCAAACAAGAAAUAGUUAACAUAACUAAAACAUACGAAGAGUUCCAAAAGCCUGUUUCAGAAGUAACUAUAGAAGAGAUUGAAACAACAGAUCUAGAAGACCUAUUACAGGGUGAUAUUCUUAUUGAUAUAACACAUAACCAAGAUAUUAAAAAACCUAAGAAGAAAACUUACAAAAAACAAAAUAAAAAUAAGGUUGAAAUCAUAGAAAUUCAAGAAACUCCAGAGAUUUCGGUUGUAAUACAAAAAUGUACUGUGUUUGAAUUACAACCAAUAGAAGACACAGAAGCAGAACCAUUUAAGACAAAAACUCCUAAAUUAAUGAAAUCACAACCAACAGUAAUAGAAUUACCAGAAAAAGUAACUAUUUCAGAGGUUUUGUCACAACAAGGCCCAAAACAAAAAAUUGUAAAGAAAAGAAUAAUUAAAAAACCCAAAGAAAUAAUUGAAAUAAUCGAAGAAGAUAAAGAAAAACCAACAGUAAUUAUAACCGAAGUAGAUGAAGAAUUAUAUCCCAGGGAAGAAGAUAUUUUUAUUGAGGAACUACCACAAAAAUUAGACGAAAUUGAAGAGAUAAAAGAUGGUAAAAUUUCAAAGAAAUCUGUUAAAAAGCGACUAUUUAAGAAAGACAAAGAUGAUAAAAAGGAAAUAACAGAAAUUUUAAGCAUCCAGGAAGACGACAAACCAACAGAAACUGUUAUAAAUGUUUUUACCACUGACUCAGAUAUGUUACAAACGUUUGUAGAUAAAUUAUUAACACCAUUCGAUUUUACAUAUCCAAAUGUUAAUAUAACACCCACUGAAACUUCACCUUUGACAUCCACUAAAAUAAUUACAGAAGUACACACAACUGAACAAACACAGGAUACACCCUUAGGGGAAAUGCCACAAAAACCCGUGAAAGCUAAAGGAAAGCGCGUUCAGGAAUUACAUGAACACGUAAUAAUUGAAGAAGUUCAAUCACAAAGAGCUGCCGAUGCCACUCCAAAGAAAAUUAUAAAAUCAGGUUCUGCAGUGGAGAUAAUAACUCCAGACCUUGUAAAAAUUAUAACGCAAAAACCUAUAGUUGUUGAAGAAUCACCAGAGGAAAUUAAAAUAACAGAAAUUGUUUCAGACCAAGGCCUGCCUUUAAAGAAAGUAGUAAAGAAAAGGGUAAUUAAAAAACAUAAAGAUGGAAAACAAGAAUCAACUGAAAUUAUAACUGUCGAGGAAGAAGGACAAAUUCCAAAAUCAACAGUGACCAUUGAAGAAAUAGAGAUGCCAGAAGAGUUGGAAGAUAAGCCAGUAUUUAUAGAAGAAUUACCAGAAGAAAUAAAUGAAGAAGAGAUCUUAAAUGAAACUGGAAAAUUAGUUAAAAAGAAAAUUAAAAAACGUGUAAUUAAAAAGCAAGUUGGCAAAAAACAAGAGAUAACAGAAAUAUUAACAAUUGAGGUAAAAGGAAAACAACCACAAACGUGUGUCACUUUAGAGGAGAUAAUUGUCCCAGAAGAGGUUCUUAUAUUUAAACCAACUAAUAUAGAAGAACUUCCCCAAGAAGUAAAAGUAAUUGAAACUAUUGAAAAGGGUAAAUCUAAGAAGAAAAUUGUCACAAAGAGGACAAUAAGAAAACGAAAAGGAAGCAAGCAUGAAAUAACCGAAUUAAUUACAACCGAAGAAGAAGGUAAAAGACCACAAACAGUUGUAAUUGUUGAAGAAAUCCCUGAAGAUAAUGAACCCUACUUAAUAGAACUGCCUGAAGACAUUAAGGUAGAGGAGAGGGAUGAGGGAAAGAAAGUCACUAAAACAAGAACAAUUAAAAAGAAAAGGGGUAGUAAAUCAGAAGUAACGUUACUUGUAACAGUGGAAGAAGAAGGAAAAAAACCAGAGGUGAGCGUUAUUGUCGAAGAAAUUCCACUUGAAGAAAAAACAAUAAAGAAAAAGCCCAAGCAACCAAAGACCACUGAUAAAGACAUUUUGAAAAAGGUUAAAGUUGAAGAAGGCAAACAGCCACAAAUCUCUUAUGUUAUAGAAGAUAUUAAAUCUUUAGAGGAUCUUUCUGAUUUUAAACCUAGCUUUAUAGAAGAAGUUCCAGAACAAAUUGAUGUUAUUGAAAUAAUUGAUGAAAAGGGUUUACCUAAGAAAAAAGUUAUAAAAAAGAAAGUUUUAAAACAAAGAAAAGGAAGCAGACAAGAAAUUAAAGAGUUUUUGACAGUAGAAGAGGAUGGAAAAAUACCUCAAACAACAGUUACAGUAGAAGAAAUCGAGAUACCUCAUUUCAAGCCUAUAUUUAUCGAAGAGAUACCAGAAGAAGUCAAAGUUGUUGAAAUUAUAGAUAAAGGUAUAACGAAACAAAAAAUAAUUAAGAAGAAAGUAUUUAAAAAACCUAAAGGAGAUAAGCAAGAAAUAACAGAAAUAGUUACUGUUGAGGAAGAGGGAAUAAAACCACAAACAACUGUUACAAUUAAAGAAAUUGAAUUGCCCGAAGUAGUGGAACAAUAUGUGCCUAUAUUUAUAGAAGAAUCACCAGAGGAAGUUCGUGUUGAGGAAAUUGUAGAUAAGGAAGGUAAAAAGGUUAAAAAGGUUAUUAAAAAGAAAUUGUUGAGAAAACGUAAAGGAAGCAAAGAAGAAAUUACCAAAUUUACAAUUGUGGAAGAAGAAGGUAAAAAGACAGAGACAAGUAUUACAAUUGAAGAAAUUAAUGUUCCUGAGUUAAAACCGGAUUAUAUCGAAGAACUGCCCGAGGAAGUUCAAAUAAUUGAAACAAUUAAUAAACAGGGCAAACCAGAACAUAAAGUAAUUAAAAAGAAAGUAUUAAGAAAAAGAAAGGGAAGUAAACACGAAUUGACAGAGCUUAUUACAGUUGAGGAGGAAGGCAAAGAACCUAAAACAACAGUAACAAUUCAGGAAAUUGAUGAACCUAAAGAAGUAGACAAAUUUAAACCUAGUUACAUAGAAGAAGAGCCUGAACAAGUGCAGAUAACAGAAAUUGUUGACGAUAAAGGUAUCACACAUCAAAAGGUUAUCAAAAAGAAAGUACUUAAAAAACGAAAGGGUAGUAAACAUGAAAUAACGGAACUUGUCACUGUAGAAGAAGAUGGAAAGAAACCUCAAACAUCAGUUACUAUAGAAGAAAUUGAAAUAGCUGAAUUUAUACCAACUUAUGUUGAAGAAAUGCCAGAAAAAGUCGAAGUAAUUGAGCAACUGGAUGAGAAGGAAAUACCUCAUAAAAAAAUAUUAAAGACAAAAACUCUUAAAAAACGAAAAGGAAGCAAACAGGAAAUUGUGGAACUUGUAACCUUGGAAGAAGAAGGAAAGAAACCACAAACAUCAGUAACGAUUGAGGAAAUCGAAGUACCAUUUGAGGAGGAAUAUAUUCCUGAAUAUAUUGAAGAACUUCCAGAACAAAUCCAAGUAAUUGAAACUAUAAAGGAAAAAGGAUUGCCGGAAAAGAAAAUCGUUAAAAAGAAGGUGUUUAAGAAACGUAAAGGUAGUAUACAGGAAAUAACAGAAUUUGUAACUGUCGAAGAAGAAGGUAAAAAGCCACAAACAACCGUGACUAUUGAGGAAAUUCCAGUUCUAGAGAUGGAUAAAAUAGAAGAAUUACCUGAACAAAUACAGUACAUCGAAACUGUUGACGAAAAAGGAAUGCCGCAUAAAACUACUAUCAAACGAAAAACAUUAAAGAAAAGAAAAGGUAGUACACAUGAAAUAACUCAAUUUGUCACUAUAGAAGAAGAAGGAAAGAAACCUCAAACCGUAGUUACUGUGGAAGAUAUUCAAUUACCAGAAGGUUUGCCCAUAUUAAAACCAAAAUUGGAUGAAAAGCCCAAAAAGAAAGUAAAGGCCAAGGAGCCACAAAAGGAAAUAUUUGGAAAAGUGAAAAUGGUAGAGGAAAUAAAACCUCAGGUAUCAUAUGUAGUUGAAGACAUUAAAUCAUUUGAAAGUGAAUUGAUAUUCAAACCAAGCGAUAUAGAGGAAUCCCCACAGCAAGUUGAAAUUAUUGAAACUAUUGAUGAGAGAGGCGUACCGGUAAAGAAAAUCAUUAAAAAGAAAACUUUAAAGAAAAGAAAAGGUAGUAAACAUGAAAUUACCGAAUUUACUACAAUAGAAGAAGACGGUAAAAAACCAGAUACGUCGGUGAUUAUUCAAGAGAUUGAAGACAUCGAGGAUACCUUGGAAUUUAAACCAAGCUUUAUUGAGGAGACGCCUGAACAAAUAGAAGAAUUUGAAACUAUUAAUAAAGAAGGAAUUACGAAAAAAACAGUAGUGACAAAGAAGAUAAUGAAAAAGCGUAAAGGUAGUAAACAAGAAAUUUCUGAACUUAUAACAGUCGAAGAAGAAGGAAAGAAACCUCAAACCAGUAUUACUAUUGAAGAAUUUGAACUUCCAGAAGAAUUUAAAGCAGAUGAAGUUGAGGAAUUACCUGAGCAAAUACAAAUAAUAGAAACUAUGAAUCAAGAUGGCCCGAAACAAAAAAUUAUUAAAAAGAGGGUAAUUAAAAAACGGAAGGGAAGCGGGCAAGAGGUUACAGAGCUAGUAACCACUGAAGAAGAUGGUAAAAAACCUCAGUUGGCUGUAAUUGUAAAAGAAAUAGAUGAAGUAUUCAAACCCACCUUUAUUGAAGAACUACCAGAAGAAGUUAAAGUAAUUGAAACUAUAUCAGAUGGUAAGUUAACUGAAAAAACAAUUAAAAAGCGAACUAUUAAAAAACAUAAAGGAGAUAAAAACGAGGUAAUGACACUUACAACUGUAGAAGAAUCAGGUAAAAAACCAUCAACAACUGUUUUAAUUGAAGAAAUUGAGUCUACCGAAAUACUUCCGGAAUUUAAAGUUAGUAAUAUAGAAGAAUUACCAGAAGAAGUCCAUGUUAUUGAAACAAUCGAAAAAGGAAAACCUAAACAAAAAAUGAUAAAACAAACAACAUUAAAGAAACCUAAGGGUCAUAAACAGGAAGUUACCAAAAUUUUUGUGACUGAAGAAGAGGGAAAGAAGCCCAAAACUUCAGUUGUAAUAGAGGAAAUUGAAGAAGUGUUUAAACCUACCUAUGUUGAAGAAUUCCCGGAAGAAGUAAAAGUAAUUGAAAUAUUAUCUCAGGAAGGAUUACCAAGUAAAAAGGUUAUUAAAAAACGAGUAAUUAAAAAACGAAAGGGAAGUACUGAUGAAAUUACUGAAUUAAUUACUACCGAAGAAACUGGAAAAGAACCACUAACAACGGUUACAAUUGAGGAAAUUCCUAUAAUCGAAGAAGAAAUAUUUAAACAACCAGAACUAAAAGAACUACCAGAAGAAAUACAAGUUAUUGAAGGUGUUUCUGAAAAAGGCGAGCCAACUAUAAAAACUACUAAAAAGAGGGUAAUUAAAAAGCAAACAGGUAAUAAACAAGAAUUGACUCAAAUAGUUACUAUCGAAGAAACAGGUAAAAAGCCACAAACUGCUAUUGUUUUAAAAGAAAUUACAGUUGCAGAUAAAGAAUUAAUAUUUAAACCUGAGUAUUCAGAAGAGUAUCCCGAAGAAGUAAAGAUUGUAGAAAUCAUUAAUCAAGAAGGUGUUCCUACCAAACAGGUUAUAAAGAAAAGAACAAUCAGAAAAAGAAAAGGGGACAAGCAGGAAAUUACACAAUUAGUAACAAUUGAAGAAAAAGGAAAGGAACCUCAGACUUCUGUAGUAAUAGAAGAGUAUGAUCUCCCAGAAAAUGAGUAUAUCGAAGAAUACAAACCGUUCCUGGUAGAAGAAGAACCUGAAGAGGUUAAGAUAAUUGAAACUAUAUCGGAUUCAAAAGAACCUGUAAAACAAACUGUUAAAAAGAGGGUUAUAAAGAAACCAAAAGGUAAAAAGCAGGAGAUAACUGAAAUAACAUUAGUAGAAGAAGAAGGUAAACCACUUCAGUCUUCUAUUGUAGUAGAAGAAAUUGAUAUGCCAGAAGAGGAAUUAAAACCUGAAAUAUACUUGGAAGAAUACCCAGAAGAAGUUCAAGUAAUAGAAGAUAUAGACGAAACAGGUAAACCAAAGAAAAAAGUUAUUAAAAAGAAAGUAAUUGCAAAACGAAAAGGAAGUAAACAAGAAGAAACAUCUAUAAUAACAGUUGAAGAAGAAGGCAAACCUGUCGAGCACGUAGUAACUGUCGAGGAAGUACCAAAAUUAAAACGAAAGGAUAAAAUGCUUAUCGAAAUAAAAGAAAUUAAACCACAGCAAAUUAAAGUAGUAGACGCAAAGGAUUUACCUUCUCAAGUAAAACUUAAGAAACCUAAGAUUUCCAAGAAAAUUGAGAAAGAAUCUAAAUUACCUAAAUUUUUGCUAAAGAGUAGAAUAAAUCGUGUUGAAUUUCCUCCACUACAUGAAAAGGAAAAAAUGCCAAAAAUUUCAGAGCUAAAACCAAUUUACAAAGAAAAUGGCGUUUUAUCAAGAAAUAUUAAAGAGGCUGAUAAAUUACCAAAAACAAAAAGGCGAAAACUAAAGGAUUCAGACAGUUUAUUGAAAGAUCUGGAAAAAUUAGAUUUAGAAUUUGAACAAGCGAAAAAGCCUGAAUUGGAGACAGUUGACGAUGAAUACAGAAAACUGCCUGAACCGAGAAAAAAAUCGAUUUCUGAAGAAACCCCUAAAAAACUAAAAUUAGGUAAAGGUAAACUUCCUGAAAUACCUGAUGAAGAUGAUAGCGUUAAAUUAAAACCUGUAAAGCUUAAAGACGAAAUCCAAGAAGAUGAAAAAGCGAAGGUUCCUAAAAAACCAAAACCGUUGAAGGAAAAAGUUUUACCAGAAGAAAGACCCGAUAAAAAGGAUAAAGUUAUAUUUGAACCAUAUGACAUUGAACGCAAAACUCCUGAAAAAGAAGAAUAUGAACCUUUGCCUAUCGAAAAAGAAGAACCUGCGCAUAAAGAACCUAAAAAGGAGAAAAUACUAAAGAAAAAGAAAUCAAAACCUGAACCGGAAAUUGAAGAAAUACAGUUAGAAAAAGGUAUCCCUAAACCUCAAAAAGAAGAUGAAGAAAUUCCAGUUACGUUAAAACGCAAACAAAAGCCAAAAGAUAUCGAACCCCAAGAAGAAAUUUCUCUUAAACCCUUUAGAAAGGAUACAUCUCCAGAAUUAACUUUUAAAGUAGCUGUUGAAAGUAUUGAGGUGCAGGAUGUUAUAAUUCUAAAAGAACACACCGAUGAAGAUUCUACUCCCAAAAAUGAGUUGGAGAAAAAGAAAUUUAAAAAAGUUGUCAAAGUUAAAAAAUCUAAGAGCAAAGAAGAUGACAGCACAAUUGGUAUUGUUGAAAUUGAAGAAAUACAAACUUUAGAAAGCGAAGAGAUUGACAUCAUUAAAGGUGAUACUUUUAUAGAAGAACAACCUAUAAUUGAAGAACCUUUGGUUGAAGAAGCAACUGGUACAGAACCUAUAGUUGAAGAACCUGAAGAAGAAUCUCCAGAAACUACACAUGUUAAAAAGACGAGUAAAAUUAAAAAGAUUGUUAAAAAGUUUAAAGUACAAGAAAUUGAUCUUUUUAAUAAAGAGGACUCUGCUAUAACAAUCGAAGAAAUUGAAGAAAAACCUGAAAUAACUGAAGUUACCGAAGAGACUAUAGAAAAACCUAAAGAAGAAGAAAAGGCAAAAGAAGUUACUGAUGCUAAAAAACCUGAAGAUAAACCAAAGAUUAAAAAGAAAAUACCACCCAAGUCUGAAGUUUCCAAGAAACCCAAAUUCCUAUUGAAGAGUAGAAUAAACCAUGUACCGUUCCCACCUCUACAUGAGGCAGAAAAAAUACCUAAGAUAACUGAGUUGCCUCCAGUUUAUCGUGAAAAUGGCGAGCUUUCAAGAAAUGUUGUCGAAGCUCAGAAAGUACGUAAGAAGAAACCUAUUCGUGUGAAGGAAUAUGAAAGCGAUUUAAAAAAUCUAGAAAAACUUGACUUAGAAAUUGAAGAAUUAAAAAAGAAAGAAAAAGAAAAGGUAGAUGAAGAAUUUAAAAAACAAAUUCCAAGAAAAAAAUCAGUACAACCAGAAGAACCAGAUAAUAAAAUAAUAUUGGGUAAAGGAAAAGUACCAAAAAAAGUGGAAGAAGAUGAAUCCAUUAAAUUAAAGAAAACUCCAAAGAAAAAAGAGGAUGAGGACGAGCCAGAUGAUAAAAAGUUUGCAAAACACAAGGAAGUCCCUAAAACAAUUUCUAUAGAAGAGGAAUCUGAUAACACAAAAAUGUCUCCGCCUGAAUUGUUUGACAUCGACAGAGAAAAACCUGAUUUAUCGAAAUAUGAACCUGAAAAAAUAGAAAAAGAAGAAAGUGAAAUUGAUAAACCAAAAGAAGAAAAGCCCAAAAAGAAAUCAAAGAAGGUUACACCAGAUACUACAGAGGUAACAAUAAAAAAGAAUAAACCAAAACCCAAGGAGGAACCAGAAGGUGAUGAUAUUAAUUUGAAAUAUAAACAAAAGCCGCUGGCAAAGGAGGAACCUGAAGAUAUAAAGCUUAAACCAUUUAAAAAGGAUUCUACUGAUGAAGUAUUUAAAGUUUCGGUUGAUGAAGGAUUACAGACCCAAGUAGCUGAAGUAUCACUUAUUGAGUAUCAGGAAGAACCCACAGAUGUGAAGAAAAAGAUAAUAAAGAAAAAAAUUAUUAAAAAACCAAAGUCAGUCGAAGAAGAAGAAAAACCUAAAGAAAUAAUUAACGAAAAACCAGAACAAAUAAUGGAAGAACCUGAAGAUGAAGUUCUUGAUAUACCUCAAGAAGAAAUACCCCAACCAGAGGUACAACAAAAAGAAAUACCAAUGUCUUUUGAAACUGACGGAAAAGAACCAAAGAGUGAAAAAAAAAGGGUAAAGAAAGUAAAGCCAGAAACUCCGAUUGAAGAACCUAAGGUUUUGGAAGAUGAUAAAGAACAGCCUGUGUUGAUGAAAAUAAAACGAGUAACCAACCGAAGUAAACCAAUCAAAUUACAAAUAUCGGAGCCCGAAAAGGUAAACUUUGCCGAAAUUAAAUUAAAGAAAGCUAAACCUGUAGAUCAAAAGGAAAAAACAGAAGUUAAGGUACCAAAAAUUCAAUUAAAGAGUCGUAUUGUACCAACAGGUUUUCCACCACAUUCUGAACGGGAACAAAAAGCAGUAAUUACUAUCCUUGAACCUGUAAUUCGUGAUCAUGGCGUAUUAUCUAGAAAUAUUGAAGAAGCAGAUAAAAUUAAACCAAAGAAAAAGAAAAUUAAAAAGAUAGCUGACUUAACAAAAUUGGAUAAGGAGGUAGAAGAACUUAAAUACCAACCAGAAAAAGUUGAUGAGGAAUAUAAAAAGAAACCAGAUGUAAAGAAAAAACCAAAAGCAAAACCAGUGCUUAUGAAAAUUGUGCGUGUAAAUAUUUCUAUUCAAAAACCAAAGAUAAUCGAUGUUACUCCAGAAGUUAUUAAUUUAGCAGAUAUUAAACUAAGGAAGCCAAAGAAACAAGAAAAAGCAGAACUCGAAAGUGUUAAAUUGCCAAAAUUAAAAUUAAAGAGUAGAAUUGUGUUUGUUGACUUCCCACCUUUAUCUGAAAUAGAACAGAAACCGGUUAUAACAGAUUUGGGACCUGUUAUACGGGAUAAUGGAGUUAUUUCAAGAAAUGUGGAUGAUGCUUUCGAAGUAAUUAAAACAAGAACAAGAAAACUUAAGAAAAUUAAAAAGGAUAAAAUACCUUUAGAAAAAUCCGACUUGGAAUUUGAUGAACCCAAAAAGGUAGAGAAAAAUGAAUCUCCUGAAGAAAAGAAAUACCAAAGAAAAUCCAAGCCUGAAAUUGAAGAUUUACCAGAAGAAACAGUUAAUAUAAAAAUAGGCAAGGGUAAAGUUCCAGAAAAUGUUGAAGACACCGAGGCCAUUGUUUUAAAGAAAAGGCCAACAAAAGUGGAAGAAGAAAUUUUAGAGCCAUUAAAAGUACCAAAGACUAAAGUUAAAGAAGAAGAAAAUAAAAAGCCAGAAGAGGAAGAUGAUUACGUUAAGGUUCCACCAUACGAACCGUUUGAUAUAGAUAGAGAAGAACCAGAAAAAUUAAAUUAUGAAAAACCUGAUGAUGAAACUGAAAGUAAAGAAUCACCUGAGCCGAAAAAAGAUAAAUAUAAACGAAAAAAUAAGAUCGAACCAACGCCAGAAAAUAUAGAAAUACCAUUAAUAAAAGGUUUUCCUAAACCACCUGCUAAUGAAGAGGAGCAGGACGUUAAAUUUAAAAUACCAACACCUAAGAAACCAGAUGAAGAGCCAGAAGAAAUAACACUAAAACCAUUCAAAAAACCAGACGAAAUUCCAGAAGAACAUCCUAUAUUAGAUGAACGUACUCCAAAAUCUGAUCUUGAAAUAAAACACCAAAAAGAAUCUCCUGAUGAGAAGAAAACGAUAAAAAAACCCAAGAUUCCUCAGAAAAAAGAAAAGAAAGAUAAAAUUCCUAGAUUGAAGAGUAGAAUUACUUACGUUGAUUUUCCACCAAUAUCCGAAAUCGAAAAGAAACCUUCAGCUACUACGUUAGAACCUGCAAUAGUUGAAAAUGGAGUUAUUUCUAAAAAUGUUGAUGAAGUUAAGACCAAGCAAAAACCAAAGAAAAAGGUAUUAAAAAAAGUGGAUGAUGAAUUUAAGGAUUUAGAAAAACUAGAUUUGGAGAUGGAAGAAUUGAAAAAGAAGGAGUUAGAAAAGGUUGAUGAUGUGUUUAAACAACCAAAAAAACCAAAAGAAAAACAAAAGAAUUUAUCAGAGGAAAUUCCUAAACAACCAGUAAAGGAAGUAAUAACAAAAGAGGAACCUAAGCCUGAAGAACCGAAAAAACAAGAAGUUCCCAAGGAGCCCAAAACUAUUAAAAAACCUAAAAUUCUUCCCAAAAAGGAAGAAAAAGAUAAAAUACCAAGACUUAAAAGUAGAAUUAAUUAUGUAGAUUUCCCACCUGCAUCUGAAUCAGAAAAGAAACCCGUUAUAACUGAAAUGGAACCUGUAUUUGUUGAAAAUGGUGUAAUUUCCAGAACUCUUGAAGAAGCUGAAAAGAUACCCAAAACAAAGAGAAGAAAACUUAAGGAUGUAGACAAAAAACUAAAGGAUUUAGAGAAAUUGGAUUUAGAACUUGAUGAAUUAAAAAAGAAAGAUUUAGAAAAAGUUGAUGAUGCCUACAAGUAUGAACCAAAACUAAAAGAAAAAACAGAACCUGUCGUGGAAGAACCAAAAACAAUUAAAAUUACUAAAGGCAAAAAGAAAGAUGUUCCAGAAGAUGGUGAAGAUACCAUUAAGCUAAAGAAACCUCCUCAAAAGGAGAAAGAGGAACAGAAGGAAGAUAUUGUAAAAGAAAAAAUAAUUGAGUCUGAAGUCCCCAUUGAUAAAGAAAAACGACAAGAUGAGGAUAUUGAUGUACCGCCUUUUAAACCAAUUGACAUUGACAGAGAAAAACCAGAUACUCUUGACAAAGAAACCCUAGAAUUUGAACCUAAAGAAAAGAAAAAGUCCAAUAAAGAAAAAACUAAAGAAAAACCAAUAAAAGAAAAGGAGCCUUCGCCUGAAACUAUAGAAAUUCCGAUAGUUCCUGGUAAACCUAAACCAACACAACCAGAGAAAGAAGAAGAAGUACAAUUUAAAAUUCCUCGUAGAGAUAAGCCUGAGGAAGAACCAGAAGAAUUUAAGCUAAAACCAUUUAAACGUGAGGAAAAAGAUGUGGAAACAUUCGUAGUUACUGAAUUCAAAACAGUAUAUGAUGAAGCUAAAGUUGUUGAAAGUAUACAGCAGGCAGAAUUGACAAUAGACGAGCCUAUUCCAGAGGACACAAUUAAAAAGAAGAAAAUAAAGAAAAAGGUUCCAAAAUCUCCAGAAGAAAAAACUUCAGAAGAAAUGCCACCUGAGGAAGUAGUUAUUAAAAAGAGACCUCAAUUGAGAACAGAUACCCCGCAAGAAGAAGAGGAAGAAGUAGCUAUAGUAAUUAAGAAAAAAACAGUACCAGUUGUCGAUGAAGUUGCCGCUGAAAUAACAAUAAAGAAAGAAGUUCCUGUUCCUGUAAUUACUAAACAAUUUGAUGAAGUGGAAGCCGAAUUUACCAUAGAGGAACCUGCUCUCGAACAACCAGAAAUUGAAGAAGUAACUGAGGUUAUUAAGAAAAAGACUAAAAAAAUAAAGAAACCAGAACCAGAAGAGGUUGCUGAAGCGGAAGAGGUUAAAAUUAAAUUACCAAAGAAAAAGAAAACACCCGAAUCAGAAGAAGAAGCAAUUAUUAUCAAGCCUAAACUUAUCGAGGAUAAAGUAUCAGAAGAAAUUAAAAUAAAGAAACCAGUUACUAAACCAGUUGAAGAAUCUGCAGAAGAGUUCUCAAUUAAAAAAAUUAUUAUACAGGAUGUGCCAGAAGAAAUUCCUAAAGAUAUGACUGAACCACAAACAGAAGAAAUUAAAGAAAUAAUAAAACCAACUGAAGAAGAAGAAACAGUUAAAAUAAUUAAACCUCAAGAACCUGAAAAAACUAAAGAAUUAGAUGAGGUAAAAAUUAAAUUACCUAAGAAAAAGAAAACACCUGAAUCCGAAGAAGUGGAAAUUAUUCCUAAACCUAAAGUAGUUGAAGAUGAAGUUUCUGAAGAAAUAAAAAUUAAAAAGCCUGUUAAGAAACCAGCUGAAGAAGCUUCAGAAGAAAUAUCAAUUAAGAAGAUAGUUGUAAAAGAGCCAAAACCAGAAGAGGAGAUGCAACCUGAAACACUAAAAGAAGAUGAUGAAGUUAAAGUUAAAAAGACUCCUGUAAUGGAAGAAGAAGCAGAAGUUUUGCCAAAGCCAAAAUCAAAAGAAGAUGACGUUUCUGAGGACAUAAUUAUUAAGAAACCCAAAAAACCAACAACUGAAGAAGCCGAAGAAGAAGUCACAAUUAAAAAGCUGGUACCGCAAAAGUCCGUAGAAGACAAAGUGGAAUCUGUCGAAGUUAAAUUUACAGUGCCCAAAAAAACCGAUGUUACUGAAGAAGAAACCGAAAUAUCUAUCAAGAAACCAUUUAAAACUUCUGAUGAAAAUGACGAAGUGAAAGAAGAAAUUACGAUUAAAAAGCCAAAAAUUAAAAAACCAGUUGAAGAUGAAAAUGAAAUAACCAUUAAAAAAAUGGUUCCAACUGAAAAGGAGGAGGAAGAUGAAAAACAAACAGUUCCAUUACCCGAAAGUGGCGAUGUUUCAGAAGACAUUAAAAUACAAAGACCUAAGAAAACUAAGGAAGAGGAUGCAAGUGAUGAAAUAACUGUUAAAAAGAUAGUGCCUAUAGAAAAAGAUGAACCUGAAGAAGAGGUUGCCAUUAAACUCAGUCCAAAAGACGAAGAAACAGCAGAAAUAUCUUUUAAAAAGCCUAAAAAGAAGCUCACAGAAGAUGCCGAAGAAGAAAUUACAAUUAAAAAAUUGGUUCCUGUUAAGCCUGAAGAAGAAAAUAAACCAGAAACACCUGAAGCUGAAAUAACAUUAAAACCGCCAAGAAGAAAAUCAGAAGUCUCCGAAGAACUUUCAAUUAAAAAGAAACCGGAACGAAAACCAUCAAUAGAUGAGCAAUCUGAAGAGCUUACAGUUCAACGCCUUAAACCAAUGCGAAAAGCAUCAGAACCUGAAAUUAAAGAAGAAGAAAAAGUGGAAACUGUAACAUUUAAGCCACGUUCAAAGAAAACUAAAGAAGAAGUAGAGCAAGAAUUCAGAAUAUCAUUAGAUUCUUAUCAAGAGGAGGAAGUUUCCCUGUCCAGUAAAAUUAAAUUAAAGAGUCGUAAACCAUCGACGUACUCUGAAGAAGCUGGAGAGGCGUGCAUUAAAAUAACUAAAGAAAUUGAAGAGGAAGGUCCACAAAUUGAAGAAAUUAUAGAUGAAGGCAGUGAUGCUGAAGAACUUCCAUAUGACGAUGAAGUUUCAGAAAACUUCCAUCUUGUGUUUAAGAGAAGACCAUCUCGUAAAUAUUCCGUAUUUGAAGAAAAUGAAGAAGAUGUAAGUCUAAGUCUAAGAAAACCUCAGCAGUUUACUGAUUAUCAAGAAGAAACUGUUACAGUUAAACCAAAACGAAAACCAUCUCAACCAACCGUUGAUACAGAAGCCGUAUCGUUAGAAAUUACUAAGGAGGUAGAAAUUAUAAAAGAAACUGAGCAUAUAAUUGAGGAAGUUCACAAGGGGGACAUUUAUUAUUCAAUUUAUAUUUACGAUGCAGAAGCUGAUCAGGCCAUUGAUAUGGUCGAAGGCGAAAAAGUAUAUGUCGUCGAAGCACACAAUACUGAUUGGUGGUUUGUAAAGAAACAUCUAACCGAAGAAAAAGGAUGGGUCCCCGCUCAAGUUCUUAUGGAUGAAGAAAAAUAUAUUCAAUACGUACAAAGAAAAUUAAAUGAAAAAAUUGACAAAUUACCAGUUUUAGAAAAGCCCAAGCCAGAAGAAAUAGAUAGGACCAAAGCACCCAAAUUUGUGGAUAAAUUAAAACCAAUUUCUUCACCCGACGGAUAUACUGUCACAUUCCAAUGCAAAGUUGAAGGUUUUCCACGUCCUCAAAUCACUUGGUUUAAACAAACAUCCGUAAUUAAAUCAUCUACUGAUUACCAAAUGUAUUAUGAUGAUAAUAAUAUUGCCACUUUAUUAAUAAAGGAAGUUUUCCCCGAAGACGCCGGUACUUUUACAUGCGUUGCUAAAAACUCAGCCGGUUUUUCAUCUUGCUCUACCGAACUGACUAUUGAAUAUCCAUUGUCAAACCACGGUACAGACCUAAAUGUGAUAUCUAGGAAAACUUUAACACGGGAAGCAACAUUUGUUGACAUCGUCGAAGGUAUUCCGCCUACUUUUACUGAAGAACCACAAUCAAAAACUAUACCAGAAGGAACUGAGACAUUCGUCUCAUGUAGUUUAACUGCGUACCCUAAACCCGAAAUCAAAUGGUAUAGAAAUGGAAAGAAAAUCACCACCAAAAAUAAUGUUACCAUUGAAACAACAAGCACUUCUCAUUAUAAAUACGAAACAACAUUGAAAAUUACAAAAACUGAAAAAACUCAAGAAGGCAUUUACAAAAUAGUUGCUAAGAAUAAGGUAGGAGAGGCGACAGUUAAAUUUAUUAUUAAAGUUGAAACCGAUGAAAAUGAAGCUCCUCAAAUAAUAAAACCACUAAGAUCUACUACAGUCAAAAAAUCCGACAGAAUAACUCUUAAAGCCACUAUUACUGGAACUCCUCUUCCAAAUAUAAAAUGGUUCAAAAAUGAUAAACAAAUACCGGAACAAAGAACCAAAAAAGAUGGCGAUGUUUAUACUUAUACUAUUCAUGCCGCCACUUUGGAUGAUACCGCAGAAUACACAAUAAGAGCCAAAAACUUAAGUGGUACUGCGGAAACAACUGCUUCUAUUACUGUUGAAGAUUAUCCUGAAACUGCCGAACCUCCACUUUUCAUUAAGAGAUUCGAAGAACAAAAUAUUCCUGAAAAGAGCGUUUUAAGGUUAACUGCUAAAGUUACUGGAAAUCCAACUCCGGAAGUAUAUUGGUUAAGAAAUAAUAAACCUAUUGAACCAUCAGAUAGAAUCCGUAUGACAUUCGAUGGAGAAAAUAUUGAAUUAGUGAUUUACGAUACUAAUUCCGAACUUGAUUCAGGAGAUUACAAAUGCAUUGCUUCGAAUCCAUUGGGUAAAAUUUCUCAUGGAGCUAAGGUAUCCAUUGAAGUGGAUACCGUUAAAUUUACAAAGAAACUAAAGAAGGUUUAUGAGACCACCGAACGCGAGACUAUAGAACUUGAAUGUGAAACAUCGCAUUCCGUAAGAACUAAAUGGUGGUACAACGAAACUGAAAUCAGUGGAUUGGAUCAUCGGGUUGUUGUACAGGAUGGAAGAAUUCAUAAGCUUAUAAUUAAGAAAAUUAAUAAGAAUGACGAAGGUCAAUAUAAAUGUACUGUUAAAGAUCAAAAGACUGAAACUACUGUCAAGGUUGAACAAAGAAAACUUGAAUUUGUUCGCAAGUUACAAGAUUUAGAAGUAACUGAAAAACAAUUGGCAGUGUUGGAGGUUGAAAUUACCUCAGAUACUGCCGAUGUUGUUUGGAAAAAAGAGGGUAAAGUUCUUGAUGAUGCAAAUAUUAAAUAUACUCUCGAAAAAGAUGGAGGAGUUAGAAAACUUAUUAUCCGCAGUGCAUCAAUACACGAUGAAGGAGAAUACAUUUGCACAUUAUUAGAUCAAGAUUGUAAGGGCGAUGUAACAGUUAUUGAACUUCCACCUGAAAUAAUUGGCCCACUUCAAGAUCAAACAGUUAAAAAGGGAGACAAGACAGUGUUUGAAAUUGAACUGUCUAAAGGAGAUGCUUUGGCAAAAUGGUAUAAAGACGGAAAGGAAUUACAAUUUUCCGAUCACAUACAAUUAUCUAUUGAUGGUAAGAGGCAGAAACUUAAGAUUUACAACACAGUUCCAGAAGAUGAAGGAACAUACAUGUGUGAGGUUGGAAAACAGUCGUCCAGCGCUAACCUUAGGGUCAGAGUUCCUACUAUUUUGUUCCUUACACCUCUGCCAGAAUUUACCGUUGUUCCAACAAAUACAGAUGCCGAAUUCCAGUGCGAAAUUUCAAGAGAAGAUGCCGAGGUACAAUGGCUUCGUAACGGAAAAGUUAUUGAAACAUCAUCAAAAUACAUAAUAAAAUCUGAGAAAACAUUCAGAAAGUUAACUGUUGUACAAUCUACCAAAGAGGACGAAUCCGAAUACACAUGCUCGGUAGAAACCAUAUCUACGUCCUCCAAACUUAAAGUUGGAGAAAGACCUUCACCACCAAGGGCACCCUUAGAAGUAUCCGGCAUGUCUGCCACUUCCUUCACGCUUCAAUGGCAACCCUCCGAAUCGGACGGUGGCGCUCCAAUCAUCGAGUACAUUGUCGAAAUGAAAGAAGCUAAUAGUAAGAAAGCAUUUAAGAAGGUUGGUGCUACCAAGGGAGACGUAACAGAUAUUCCAAUUAAUUACUUGGAAAAAGAUCAUGGCUACAAAUUCAGAAUUACAUCUAGAAACGCUAUUGGAGUUAGCGACCCAUAUCUACCCGAUGAAACUAUAGUAGCUGGCUCCAGAAUUAGAAUAAACUACCAUUUCGAAAAGACUGACGAGUCGCUUUAUUGCUUGUUGGGGAUAUUUCCUCCUGCUAAGCUUGGCACGCGCACACCACCAUCUCCACCGGAAAAUGUUAAGAUAACUGACCUAACCAGCAGAAGUGCCACUCUGACCUGGACGCCUCCACUUAACGAUGGCGGAUCUGAAAUCACUGGAUACGUGGUCGAAAAGAAACUUGAAUUCUUACCAAAAUGGGAGAAAGUCUUUACUCUUGAAGCAUACACACUUCAAUACACAUUCGAGAACUUGAAAGAAAAGAGCGACUACGUGUUUAGAGUUUUCGCUGAAAAUGCGGUAGGUCUUAGUGCGCCUGUAGCUACCGAAGUAGUGAAAAUGAGGUCUUCUGCCACCGUUCCAUCGCCUCCAACAGCCCCAUUAGAAAUACGAACAAUUGGACCCAAUGCCAUAGUUAUUGAAUGGGGAAUACCGGAAUGGGAUGGAGGUUCGCCAUUAACUGGAUACAAUAUUGCAAUUAAGGAUACGAAGAAAACCAUGUGGAUGGAAAUCGGUAGAGUCGGUAAAGGUGUACAGAAGUUCACCAUUAGAGAUUUACAAGAAGAUCACGAAUACAUAUUUAGAAUUUUCGCCAAGAACGAAAUCGGCCUCAGUGAACCUUUAGAAUCAGAGGAACCCUUCAAGGUUCUACCAUCGGGAGAUGCAGACCAAGACGACUUCAAGGAAGCAACAGAGCGUGAACCAACGUCUUACAGCACAGAAAGUUUACCGACGUCUUCUUGGCUGCGCGAAGCGAACAUGGACGCAGAUAUUCGUUCAUACGCAAAGGGAAAUUUGCUAAAGAAGGACGAAUAUUUCUUCCGCAUAUGGUGUUACGCCACCAAAUUAUUUAAGUAAACUAUUAAUUUAUUAUUUGUUAAGAUGUAUAUAAUUUUAGAAUAUUUAGAUAGAUUUUUUUACCCGAUAAUGGACUUUAUGAUAAGCGUUUGUAUUAGAAUAUCAUUAACGAGAGAUUUGCGAUUUGCGAGCUACCAACAAAAGAAAUUAAUCUAAUUGUUAAAGUUGUUUUACUACAAACGAUUUUAUUUUAUGAAUGAAUUCUUUUUUUAAAGAAUACAUACUGUGAUACUGAUUAUGAAUUUAUUACAGUGAGCCUAGUAUCUCAUAUACUGAUAUACGAAUACGAUAUUUAUUAUAAUAUAACAAUAUAUUGAAUUUUUUUUUGCUGUUGUUGAGUUUACUAUUUAUAGACUCGUUCAUAUUUAUAUGUAAUGCAGUGCCUUAUUUAUUUUUAUUUGUUAUAAUUAACUUAAAAACAAUAUUUUAUGAAUUUAAAUUUAGAGAAAAUAUAGGUGCA